AGACAGCGCGAGAGAGGGGUGGAGCAGAGCGGAGCCCAGCUCCCUCCCCGAGCGCGCCUGCCUUUAGGACCCAGCGGCGCCGGCGCGCCCGCCCCUCUCUCGCCCCGCAGCACCUGCCCGGCCGGCCGGCGCUCUCUGGCAGGCUGGCUGGCUCGCUCACUCCGCGAAGCGCUGCCGCCACGAUGGUGCAGUUGCUGUUGCAGCCGCGCGCCGGGCGCUGCUCCUUGUGGCUGGGCUUGGGGCUGGCGCUGUGGGCGUCUCUGCCGGCGGCCCGCGUGGCGCUGCCCGAGGUGCUGUUCAUGUGCUCGCCCUGCACCGCCGAGCGCCUGGCCGCUUGCGCGCCGUCGCCGCCCGUCUCGUCGGGAUCCGAGGGCGAAGCGUGCCCGGAGCUGGUGCGGGAGCCCGGCUGCGGCUGCUGCCGGGUGUGCGCCCGCCUCGAGGGGGAGCCGUGCGGGGUCUACACGCCGCGCUGCGCCUCGGGGCUCCGCUGCUACCCGCGUCCCGGCGCCGAGCUGCCCCUGCAGGCGCUAGUGCAGGGCCAGGGCACCUGCGCCCGACGGAGCGACGCCGCAGAGUACGGCGCCGCCAGCGCCGAGCACCGAGCGACCGGUGAGUGGACGGGGCGCCGGUUCCGCGCGGGGGGCUUGGGGGGCAACUAGGGCGUCAAAUGAACUCCCGCCCUCUGAGCAUGUGCAGUGUGCUUCCCCUCUCUCCAAUUCAUUGUAGAGAUCUAUUUUAUUGCUGCUAUCUCCCACCUUUUCCCCCAAGAACUCAGGGCGGCGCGCACGGCUCUCCCCCUCCCCAUUUAGUCCCCCCAACAACCCUGUGAGGUAGGUUAGGCAAAGGGCGGAGAUUGGCCCCAGUCAUUCAUUUGAGCUGAGUGGGGAGUCAAGCCGUGUUCCUACCCGGCACUCUAACCACUACACUACCCUGACUCUAACCACUAGGCUUGAAAAGACGUCGGGCUUACUUCGAACAAGGGGUGUCCCAGGUAUUGUUAUGAAUCGACCUAAUAACAAUGUAUUUAAGUGAGUGCUUUUGUCAUCUCUGAGGAUCCCGUGUGGGAAAUUGGCUGGCCAGGGUAAACUAGCUGUUGGGGCAGCAAGCAGUAGAAGAAUCUGGUGUGAAAGGAUAUCAGGAGUCAAGAGUUGAACUAGUGAGCAGACGCAUUAUUGUGCAGGGAUAGGGAGGGAGGAAGGCAUGGGAAGCAACAAACAUUGGGGAAUUUGAUGUGGGGUGAAUGGGAGAGGAAGGCCUUAUGCAUAAGGAUCUUGAGGUGGGUCACAGGUAGUUUGGGUAAAUUUGACAAGUGUGGGGCUGGAUCUGAGGAAUAGACUUCCUAUUGUAUGCAAAAUUAAAAGAGCCAAUGUGUGGUAUGUAUUAUGCAAAAACGAAGAUACGGCAAUAGAGUUCUGAACUAUUACUAACUUCAGAUUGAUGUAACAUUUAAUAUGUGACUGUGUUUUUGUAACUGUUUAAGAUGUACAUUGUUGCUUUGGUGUUUUGUACACCACUUAGAAACAUUUUUAACACAUAGAAACUAAAUAAUCCACUCUGCCCUAUCAAGACUGUAGGUGAGAUGCCUUCUAUUUAACUACUUUCCUGUGUGAAAAGUUGCGUGCAAUAAGCAAGUGUGCUCACAAAAGGCUUCGUCAAACUUUCCAAUGUAGCACGCUGGCUUUUUAAAGGCAGGAUAGUGGGGAGAGAGCAGCAGCAGCAACAUUCAAAAAUAUGGUCCAUCACAAUUCUGCCUGUUGGUUCUGUGGCACAAAGAUUCUCAAGAGCUACUUUACAGUCUUAAAUUGCAGCCCUGGCUGCUGUGAGUGCACAGAUAUUACUCCGCUGUGUCUUGCGGAGUAAUAUGUGAAGUGUGAAUGAAAAUUAUAUAUCUUUUUUCAUGCAGUGGACAUGUGUUUAAGAGCUGUCGUCCUGUGGCACCCUGACUCAUGUCCUUGGGAAUGUUUAAGAACAUGAUUUGCCAUUUAGAUGUUUGUGAUGUACCUGUGGCAGACAUAUGAAGCAGCCGGAGGCAACACUGCCUGAAUUUAACUUUCUUUGGUCAUCUACUAUUAACUUCCCUUGUCUAAGCAGCUAAAGCUAUAGGCCAGGAAUGGGAAACCACUCCACCAACGACAUUCAGCAUGACCAAUGGUUAGGGAUGAUGGGAGUUCCUCAAUUGGAGGGACAAAGGCUCCCCAUUUCUGCUGUAGAAUGAAAUCCAAUGUUAGCCAUUCUCAGAGCAGACCCACUGAAACAGUGGAAUAACUCAAGUCCAUGGGUUUCAAUGGGUCUACUUUUGAGUAUGACUGAGUUGGAGAUCACCCAUUAUGUCCUGGGGGGUCCUGCAAUUGAUUGCUUAUCAAUUGAUUGUGGUAGCUCCUACCCCUUGGAAUAAGCAGCUAGUUGCAAUGACAUUUUAACUCACGCUGACCAAGGUAGAGAAUGAAGGGUUACAUGUGUGGGUCUGUAUCUCUCAUAUUAUGGUUUGAGGUGGGAAGAAACUCUCCUAAAAACCAGUGUGUAAAAUAUAGGUAUAAACACACAGCUUCUGUCUGACAUAGGCCAUCUUCACCUACAAUAAGUACUUUGUCGUAAUCUGUUUCCAUAAUGAGUUGUUGACUGUAUAAUUAUCUCAGACGUUUCUGAAUAUAUGUGUGUGGACUCACUUAACUUUUCACACACAUACAGCACACUCACAAGCCUUCCUGUGGGAAAAGUAAACUUUAAAUUCAGCAGGACUCACGGAGGGUAAAUUAUCAUAGCUGAGUGCUAGGGGAUCUGUCUUGUGUUCAGAAGUUCUCAGGUUGAAUCCCUGGUGUCUCAAAGCAGAGCUGCCAGAAACCCAGGAGAGCCUCUGCAAGCCAGAGUAGACAGUAUUGAACUAGAUGGAUAAACCAAUGGUCUUACCCGGUAACACAGGAAGCUCCCUUAUGCUAUGUACUUAGGAUUGCAGCAUGAAACAAAAUGAAACUUUUCUACCUGGGCCCUGAGCUGCAUAGGGUUCAGAAAACCAUGAGCCUUACGGAAUAAAAGGAAUGUGGAGUCAGAAUAGCGGGGGAUUGGAUGAAUGUGGAUUUUGGAUUGGACUACUUUUCAGCUAUAAUAAAUGGUUUACCUUAACACUUUGUUUCAUUGGUGUUGCUCAGAUUAGCUUCUUAAAUCCUUUUGUAGCAGUUUCCCUGAUAACACUUUCAAAAAGCACACUGGCAGCUUUCUCCCUGCACCUCAAUAUUGUCCCGAGAGAUGGUAGAUGGAAAUGCAGAACAUAACCAUAAUAGUGUAAUGAUAAAAGUGAGGAAAUCUGAGAUUUAAAACCGGAGAGGUUUAGGAAAGCAGCAAAACAAGCUCAAACCAUUGAACCACAGAAAGCAGGACUCCCAUCAGAUAGGCUAAGAUUGUAGUGAGUUUUUGGAAAUGGUUUUACUCUUCAUUCAAUUAAGCUAACUUUUCAACCGGGGGGAAAAACUUCUCAUAAUGUUGUUUGUUCAGUAUUGCAUUCCAAUACAAUAAAAAAUGAGUGUGUGAUGGGAGGUUUUCCAUGAUAAACAGAGAUGGCUAACUGGGGCAAUUGGUCUUUGCUGAAUUCAAGUGUGGAGAGAGGGGGGGAUAGCUUAAGAUCAUUUUCAGGAGCGCAUGUGAAAUUAUUCUGAAACAUACUCUGGCAUGUUCUCAUCUGUCAAAGAGCUGAUUUUAAAAUUUUUAUUUCUGUUUUACGUGCAAAUCCCACGGACUGCAUUUAUUUGCACAGAGCAGGUUGGGGUAGAAAAACCCUUCUCUUGACUGGGGAUUGGAAUGCAAAACUUGUAUGCAAUUCCUAAAUUAAGGGGUUGGCAACUUUUAUUUUGUCCCUGAUGAGAGUCAGGAAGGUUGCCCAAGUGAAACAAGGAAUAAGACUGAGAAUUCUCCUGCUGUGGGCUUCGGUAUUGUUUAAUCUUCCACUGAGGUCUGGGCUGCCAAUCCAGAAAAGGCUGUAGGCAGAAAGAAAUACAAAUAAUCCACAGCAAGAAACGGAUGCUGCUGCUGAUUGCAAAAAAGGCUGUGGGUAUUCUGGGGAAUGUUGGAAUGAAAAUAUCAAGUCUGUGCAAAUCAAACUGACGGGCCAAAUAGAGCUGUACCCUUUUGGGGUCCAGUUUUAUAAAGUCUUAAACCUUCACUUCUCCCCAUGAAGUUACUCAGUGCCAAUUAGAUUGACUGAGGUAGUGUCUCGAUGCUAUUUUGAGUGGAUUUCCUUCCUCACUUCUGCUAACAAGCAGCUGCAUUCCAUCCAUUGCAGGCAUGGGUAGAUGCAACCAAGAGUCACUGCUAACUGUUUUCAGUACAGUGGUACCUCGGGUUACAGACGCUUCAGGUUACAGACGCUUCAGGUUACAGACUUCACUAACCCAGAAAUAGUAUCUUGGGUUAAGAACUUUGCUUCAGGAUGAGAACAGAAAUCACCCUGUGGCGGCAGUGGGAGGCCCCAUUAGCUAAAGUGGUACCUCAAGUUAAGAACAGUUUCAGGUUAAGAACGGACCUCCAGAACGAAUUAGGUUCUUAACCCGAGGUACCACUGUAUAGCCUUCCAAAUUCUAUAUGUAAUGAGUCCAUGGGUUUCAUUCUAAGCUCCUGAAUGAUAAAUGUCCAUUUGGCAAUUGACCCCAGACCUCAAAGGACUGUCUGUAACUCUCAUCCUUACUGACGUAAACACAACUUGCUGAAUGAGGACCCGGCAAUUUUUUAUUUGAAGUUUCAGAGGCUAAAGGCUGCUGACUGCUUAUUAUGUUAACUCAUCAAUGUGGGAGAACACUCCUUUCUGAAAAUAGACUAAAAUAUGUUGUGAAAACCAGGAUACAUGCACCUGGUUCCUGGAGAGAGCAACCAGGAACCAGGAGGAAGCAGGAACUGAGGAGGCUGUGUAGCCUGGGAAGAGCUGCAAGGGCUGGACCUUUACUGAGCAGAGGGGGCCACAUUUGUCACUCAAAUCUUGGAUAAGCAUGUGAUUAUCCUCAAUUGGAUAAGCAUGUGAUUAUCUUCAUGUGCGCAGUUGGGGGUUAGAUCAUUUUCAUUAGAAGAAGAAGAUGAUGAUUUUGGAUUUGAUAUCCCGCUUUAUCACUACCCUAAGGAGUCUCAAAGCGACUAACAUUCUCCUUUCCCUUCCUCCCCCACAACAAACACUCUGUGAGGUGAGUGGGGCUGAGAGUCUUCAGAGAAGUGUGACUAGCCCAAGGUCACCCAGCAGCUGCAUGUGGAGGAGCGGAGACGCGAACCCGGUUCCCCAGAUUACGAGACUACCACUCUUAACCACUGCACCACACUGGCUACCUUUAUGCAAUGACCAUUAAUCAUAAGUUUGGCUACAAUAGCAAUAGCAAAGGUGAACGCUACCUGGGAGUUAGCCCCAGUGAACUUGAAAAACCCUGAGUCAGCUUUGUGGCUGUGGUAGGGACUACCUUUGCAAUCCAUAGCCAAGUCUGCUCGUACUUUCAACAGACUUGCGAAAAAUGAAGGUGUUGCUUAUUUAUGUAAUCACAAUGUUUCUGUGCCACCCAUUAACGGGUGUUCUCUUGGUGAUUCACAAAAGUUAAAGCCAUGAUGUGCAGAAAUGGAACAUAGACAUAGAACUGAGGAACACCAGAAAGUCAAUGGGCAGUGUCUAAACCCUUGUCAAAGGAUGAAUGAGUAGAGAUAGGCUGAGAAAAGAAGUUUAGCACUGUUGGUGGAGAGAAACCCAGCCAGGUGGUCAGUCUGUCCAUCCUAGAGGUCCCUAGUCUGUCCAUGGGAAGUGUCAUGGUCUAAUCUGGAGUGUCUUUUGGGUGGUCUUGAAACCCCUUGAUCAAAAGCUGCCUUGUUUCCUUGUCAGUGCCCUGGCUCAGGACUCUAAACUACAACAUCCUGAAGCUGGUGUAGUUAAUUUUUCUCUCAAUGGAUAUGGGUUUUUUUUAACUGCCUGCAAGGGGGAGGGAAUAAAAAGUGCCCCCCACUUCUUCCUUGGCCAGAGCAGGCCAACAGAGCUUUGGAAGUGAUUUAUGUUUCGCCGCUUAAAUCUCCAUCUCACUUAGGAUUGCUCUGCAAGGCAACUGGGUGAGAACUAAAGUUAAUGCAGUUUACACAAGCCAGUUCCCACAAAAGAUCAUCAGUGAACAUAAUGUUGAAAAUGAGGAAUGUGCACAUCAGCAGGGGAGCACUUCAGGGAUCCUGAACUCUUCAGUUAUUAGCCGUUGAUAUUCGAUGCUACAGAACUGGGCUCCAUAAGCCUAUUUGACAGAAUUUCUCAAGGUUUGAAUAGAAGGAUUGUAUGUGGCAAUUUUAUUGUAACCCCCCCAAUCCCCAACCCCACACUUCCUUCCAUUUGUUGCGGAAGUAUUCUUGUUAGGUCCCCCCCCCUUUCCUGUUCUCUCACCUUGUUAACUUGAUUGAUCAUCCUCUGUUCCUCCCUUGAGCACCUUCUUAGUGUGCUUUUACACAUCUGAUGUAAUAAACUGUUGCUGCAGAUGUUCCAGAGGCAAUAAAUCAGCUAGUCCCCAAGAGAUCAUAGGACCAUCACCUCCUAAUGCACAGCAUUUCUGUGGAGUGGAUUGGGUGAUACAGCUUUUCGUCUGUAGGGUGUUUUUGAGUUGCCAUUCGGCCUCUGCUUUCAAUGUUUCCCAAGUUAUGGAGCACUGCUAACCGGUCAAGAUCCUGGCAGUAUUUUAUUGCUAUUGGAGCUGUCACUUAAAUUGCCGUUAUCACAGCGUGUUUUGCACUUUUCCAGGAGUAGCACUGGUGUAACAGAAUUUUGGGAUGGUGGGAAGACCUAGAACCAUUUCUGAUCAUUCCACAGAGACUAUCCUUAGAAAGACAAUUCAGAUGCUCCUUGAUUUUGCAAAGGCAGAAAGAAUCACAAUCCUGGUUAUUUAAAACUACUAGCACAGCUAAUAAAUAUCAAGCAAGCAACUAACUGAAAUAAAUAGAGGCUUUUGAUUCAUGUGGCUGUCUUUCUGUGUGGGUGCUAUAUAACUAUGGACUUAGAGAAAAUAUUUUGCAAGACCUUAAACUUUUUUCUUGCCUUUUAGCAGAUGUUCUGCUCUCUCCUUGUUUCAAACAUGCCUUGCUUCCUUUUCUUCUAGAUUGGAGGUGGGUGUUAACUGAACCUGGUAUUGCUAAAGGGGGCUGUUGGAGCUUCUGGACUGUGGAAAACCAUAAGCGGUUUGAUGGGGCUUGAGUACAGACUAACAAUUUGGGAUGUGUUUGUGAGGAGUGUGAGAUACAGAAUGCAUUUAAAAUAAAAUAAAAUAAAAUUCUGUAAUAAUAAAACCUGCCAAUCUGUGCUAGCACAGAGUCUGGAACAGCUAUAUCGGUUUUCCUUGCCAGACCUAUAACAUGACUUAAGACAGGGAUGGGGAAUGUGGCAUUGGACUCCUAUAAUUCCUGCUCAUAGACCAUUCAGGCUGGGGUUGAUAGGAGUCUGAAGGCCAGUAAUAUUGUGAGGACCACAGGUUAGCCACCCCUGCUGUAAGUGAUGGUCCAAAGUUACCCAGUGUUUCCAUGACUAUGCUGGAAUUUGUAUCCAGGUGUGUUAGCGCCAUAAUUCCAUUUAGUCCAGUACUCUUAUCUCCAGCAGUUGCUGAGCUUGGGAAGCUUACAAGUACAGGGCAAUAUUGCAUAGUAUGUGGAUUUAAGUAAGACAAAGUAAAUAAGAGGAAACAGAAAUGCAAAGAAUAUAGGAAAUGUAAUUAGAAAGCCAUCUAGGGGGAAGGGAGGAAGGAGUGGACUCGAAAGAGUCAGAAUAUAUGUGAGGAUAAGAAAUGUUGAUGUUCUUUUUAUUGAAAUGGAAAACUAAUAAAUAUUGGGGGGGGGGUACAAGUACAGGGCAAUAAAAAACAGCUACUUCCUGAUAGUUUGUCUCCAGCAUCUGGUCACUAGAGAUAUAGCUGAUUAUGGAUGUUGCAUUUAUCUGUCAUGGCUAUUGCACCUAUCUCAUCCUUCCAUGAGUUUGUCUAAUCCCAAGCAAUAUUAUAGCACAAGAUGCUUAGGAUCUAUGGCAUCUUAUUGAUUAGUUAUUGCUGUCCUAAGCAAUGGGUUCUGCACUUUUGAAAUGAUCUGAUUUGAGCAAUUUGAGACCUUAAAAAAAUUAUUAAAGAUUUUCUUGGUUUACAAAAGUACAUGCAUUUUCUCUUUUUUCAGGUUGUAUUUUCUACAGAUCAGUUAUAUUUCUUUUGAGACAUUAUUGUUAUACACAGUAUAAGGUUGGGGAAGGAGAGGGUGGGUGGGAUGGUAAAACUUAUAUUCUUUUACUUAGUGUAUGUGUGGAGUUUAGCUCUCCCGUGGUAUGAAGAGGAGUUAAGAAGACUUGUGACCUUGCCUGGAAUUUAGCCUUUGGCCUGAUGCAACAUUAGUUCAGUACAGACGGUUUUACAAGUUCUGCUAAUGGAGAUUUCAGUAAUUGCAGUGCCCUGAUCCAUGGGGUUCAUGUUACACGAGCAUGUUUGGGCUAGGAGGAGGUACAGGAUCAUCCUUCACUUUGAAACGAGAACGACUUUUCAGGCAUGAGAGAAAAUCUGAAAAGCAAAGUCCCUUUUUUAAAAAUAGAAUUUGAAAUUGAUGCUGAAAUGUGACACUAGAAAAACAUAGAUAGAAUAGAUGUUGCUUCAUUUUAUAAUGCCCUGCUCAGAUUUAACACACGUGGUGGCACUUCGCAGAGACCAGUACUUUGAUACCUAGCAGUACAGUUGCAAAAGGUUUGGAUGUUUUUGUUGGAUCUACACAUGGAGUACAGAGAGAGAAGUUUUGUGCCUGUUGUGGGGUUCUUCAUCCUGUCUUGAAAAUACUUAUUUACCUUUAACCUUUCUAUUCUUGUUCAUAGGAAGACAGAGUUAUGCAUCUUUGUUUUCCCCAUCUAGUGCAGUUUUAUAAUCCACAAGAAACAGCAUUCUUUGUUCCCAGAAGCUUUCGCUUGAACCUGAUCAAUGCUGAUGUGUGUGCCUGCUAGGUUUUGGAAGUUUCCAUUCAUACAAAAUCUCUACAUUGCAGAAAUUUUGUGAUUUUUUUUAAUAAACAUUUUCUUAGAAUCCAACAAUAUGUCUGAACCACCCAUUCUAGCUAGAGACAGGUUUUCAUUAUUAAUGACCUUGCCUUUAUAUGAAUGAUUCAUUCAGUUGGCUAUUGAACAAUUAUAUAUGUCACAGCUAAAAAUUGGCCGCUGUUUCUUUAAUUCUAAAAGAACUAAGCUGGUAGUGUUGAUGUGUGUACAGUUGGCCGGUCAUUUCGCAGAUAAAGACUUUUAAGAAUAAAAGCAGAAAAUACUCUGCAAGGAUACUCUCUUUUAUGCCGACAAGGGUCCGAGAACCAGGUUGAGGAGACAAAGGAAGUCAGGACCUUUGCUUUUUUCAAACACUGAUAGGUUAUGGGCCCAGAGUUUCUGAGCAUGUACAGAGUACAAAACAACUGACAGCAUCUCAGUAGGGAGCUGGUGAGUUCUGGUGGUGGCCAGUGGCUGUGUGUUGGAGCAGUUGGUGGCAAGCUUUAACUGUCUAUAGUGACGCUGGAGCGGCUAGGAUCUGAGGAUCAGGAAAACUCUCAGUGUCAGCUACUGGAACAGUUUGAACUGCUAGAGGACCACAGUAGGUGACUCACAGAGCAGCUACACCGGUUGCAGAGCCAGGCGGGACCUGAGGGCCAACAGAGGUGGCAGCUAGAAGCCGGUGAGUGCCAGCCAGGAAAGUCCGGUCAGACUCUAAAGAGAGAGUCAGGAGAGAUUGCUGGAAGCCCCACUGAAGGGGCUCAGCAAGCACCAGCAGAGAUGGCAGAUUUCCAGUCUUCCCAAGUUGUAAUUACAGUGGUACCUCGGGUUACAUACACUUCAGGUUACAGAUGCUUCAGGUUACAGACUCUGCUAACCCAGAAAUAGUGCUUCAGGUUAAGAACUUUGCUUCAGGAUGAGAACAGAAAUCGUGCUCCGGUGGCGUGGCAGCAGCGGGAGGCCCCAUUAGCUAAAGUGGUGCUUCAGGUUAAGAACAGUUUCAGGUUAAGAACGGACCUCUGGAACGAAUUAAGUACUUAACCCAAGGUACCACUGUAUCGGGGAAGGCAUUUUUUUUUUACUUCUCUCAGAAAGCAACUGGCUGAGUUGGUCAAUAAGAAUGCAGCAGUUGCUAAGGAGAGAUGGACUAUGGGACUGUGUUGAGACUGAGGUUUUCAUAACAGACUCUGCUGAGAAAAGACGGCUGGAUGAAAGGGCUCGUGCCCAAAUUAUGCUGUGUUUGAGGAACUCUCAGUUAUUGCAUGUAGCAAAUGCCAGCACAGCGUUUGAGUGCUGGAAUUUAUUAAGGGCAAUGCAUGUCAGAGACACUGCUGGAACCAUAAUUUCUCUGACCAGAAGGCUGUUCAGGACUGUUAUGAAAGAAGGUGAGAGUUUGGCAACUCAUCUUCAAACGCUGAAAUCUCUGUUUCUUCAACUACAGCAGAGAGGUAAGCAUUAUGAUGAGACUGACCAAACAUACAUUAUCCUUUCAAGUUUGCCUGAAAGCUGGUUGCACAUGAUUAACAGCAUGGAGGGUAUGCGUCCCCGAGAUCUGACCCUUGAGUAUGUGGUUGGAAGGUUGACCAAAGAAGCAGAAAGAGAAUCAGAUAGAUAGGUUGAACUCCAAGAGUGGAGGAGUUACAGCCGAGGGGGCCAGCAGCAGAACCUUGCAAUGGAGCAAUGCCAAGAUUUGGACUUGGCCAUGGCAGUGAGGAGAUACUAUAGAUGCAGCCAACCCAGGCAUCUCUAGAGUCAAUGCAGGGCAAGACUUCCAGGAGACGACGUGGAGCAGAGACAGCAAUCAACACAGAAACAUAAGUAGAAGGGGUUCUCUUCAAGGAAGAAGAACAUGUGUUCUGCUCAGCUUGUGUCUGCAUUUCCUCGAGAGGAGAGGAAGAUACCUUGAGGAACGUGGUUGCUGGACUCUGGCAGCAGCAGGAUUAUCUGCAACAGUCGGGAGGACUUUAAGACCCUGGAGAAGCCAGUCGAAGGAAAAGACUUGAACUAUCUUGCUGAUGGUCCUAGAAGCAAGAUUGAUGGCCAGGGAACAUGUUUCCUGCAGUGCUUGAGCACUACUUACUCUACCAGAGACUCCGUUUGUCAGCAGUUUGGACUAUUGUUUACUGUCUGUAAGGUGUUUGAUUAAUGCAGGGUAUAGUGUUAAGUUCACGCAGGAUGGUUGUCUGAUAAAGAAUGGAACACAGAUAUGUGGCCAUGCAAAGAUGGAAAAUGGGUUAUAUGUAAUGCAGGACAAGCCUGUUAAACAGCCCAGGUGGUUCAGGAGAAUUUGCCAGUUCAUAAGGAGUGUGUACAUGAACUACAUAGAAAACAGGGUCAUGCAAAUUUUCAUGUGCUUUCAGAGAUGCCAAAGGUAUGCAAGAACCUAAAAGUAAAUAGCUGUAACUGUUUCCUAGAUUGCAAUGUAUGUAAAAUGGCCAAAUCUAAGAGGAAGCCUGUGGCUUCUAAAAGUGACAGAGUAUCUAAAGAGGUUUUAGAACUUGUCCAUUGUGACGUGAUAGGCCCUUUUCCACAGAAGACUGAAGGGGGCACCCGAUAUGCUUUUCUGGUACUAGUUGAUAAAUCAUGUUUGAGUUGGUUGUUUUUGUUAAAGCAGAGUGUUUCCCCACAUUCAGAGAAUGGGUUGCCCAAGCCGAAAAGCUCUUCACUCGCCCUGUUGUGCAGUUGCAAACAGAUGGGGUGGGGAAUUUUUGAAUAAACAGUUUGGGGCAUGGUCGCGACAUAAGGGUGGUCAACGUUAGUGUUGUGGUGUGGGUUGGUUGCUUGGUUAGAGAAAGUUGGUAGUGUUGAUGUGUGUACAGUUGGUCGGUCGUUGUGCAGACAAAGACUUUGAAGAAUAAAAGCAGAAAAUACUCUGCAAGGACACUCUCCUCGUGGACUCUUUUAUGCCGACAAGGGUCCGAGGACCAGGCUGAGGAGACAAAGGAAUUCAGGACUUUCCCUUUUUUUAACAUCUUGCACAUAUGUAAAGGUGUUACAAAGGCCUCUUUCUGUAGGGUAGCACUAAUGUCCUCCUGGGUAUGCCGUCCUGAAUUUCCAUCAACUUUGAGGGAGCCAGAUCCUAGUCUGAUCACUAAAAAUGUCAUCCAUUGAUAUUUCAGAUAAAAGAGAGAUUCCUUCAGCAUUUACCCAAUGGCAUGACAUACUCACCCAGUUCUAAUUAUAUCCUUUAGUUUGCAGCAGUCUCUCACAAUUGCAUACAAGUUUGUUCCUGUGCUGAUGCAUUUCUAAACUCAUUGGCAGUUCAGUUAAGCUUCCUUUAUAAAAUUGUUCCUAUAAGCAGAAACAUUUUAAUAUUGGGAAAGUUGAGGCAAAUGUCUCUCUCUUUUUCUCUCUCUGAAAAAAAUCUUACAUUGAACUGAGCUCUGGCAUCAAAAGAGAGUUCCAGUCAUCUGUCCUGUGACUGAAUCUUGGUGGUACUUUUUUUAAGAAUUCAAACAAUAUGCAGUGGUACCUCAGUUUAAGAACAGUCCAGUUUAAGAACGAUUUGGUUUACAAACUCCACAAAACUGGAAAUAGUGUCUUGGUUUGAGAACUUGAAUCCAAACGGUAGAAGGGCACCGGCAGUGUGAGGCCUCAUUAGGGAAAGUGCGCCUCAGUUUAAGAACAGUUUUGGGUUAAGAAUGGACUUCCGGAACGGAUUAAGUUUGUAAACCGAGGUACCACUGUACCUACAUAUGUAACUUGUGAUGAUAGCUCUGCACACACCUUUUGCCUUAAGGCUCACAAAUUAUGACAUAAAGACUGUUUUCCAUCUUACACUGUGCUUGAUAUAAAUAACUGGUUCUACCAACACCACGGAGCAAGAUUUGAAUAUACUGAUUCCCAAGUAAUGUGAGCUUGUAGAGCUUAGAUAGAUAGAUAGAUAGAUAGACAGACAGACAGACAAGCAGAUAGUGCUUCAUUUCUGGCACAGGAAGCCCACGUGUGUGUGUGUGUGUGUGUGUGUGUGGCCAGCAUGACCAUUUUAUCCCAGCCACAUCCACCUGCCUUGCACCUGUUGACUGAUGCAGACUAAGUAAUGUUGUGGUUGUUACGGAAUAAUCAGUGCCAAAUGCCACCCCCACUUUCUGUAGGAAUCUUCCUUUGCAUGUGCUGCUUGAUUCAAGCUGCUCCUGCAAAGGAAGAAAGUGCACUCCUGAUUUCUCUUCUGAAGUUAUUUCACCUGCCCCCCCGGCCAAAAGAGCUCAGGAUCUUGCCUGCUAGCCAGAUCCUGUUUCCCCGCCUCUGAGCUAUCUUGGUGCAAUCUACCUCAGAGCUCAAGCGAGUGAAGAAGGAAAGUGACUUUGCAUUUAUGGAACACAUGGCAAGCCUCCCACAUGCCCCCUCCUCCUGAAAGGAUGUGCUCACACCUUACUCCGUGUAGCUGGCUUUCCGCAGUUCCCCUCCAUCUGGUGCUUUUCUAUUCAGAGUCUGGCACAGGGCCACUGAAAAACAAAAAAGGCAACCCAUAGCAACAGAAAAGGAAUGUAUAAAAAGACUUCUUUAACAACACCCCCAAAUUGUUCUUGUAAAAUCAGGCAAUCUAGACUACUGUAACUUCUUCCCACCUUUGGUUUCCAUUAAGGCAUGUGGAAACAGGAAAUGGCAGGUCCCUAGCACAUGCCUUAUCAAAGUGGUUUCAGAAUAAUGUUAGCCCAUUGAGAUUGCAAGCAAAGUCCUACUGGGUCAAGCCAAAGGCAAAUGUAACCCAGCUCCUGUGUUGGGUAGAAUGCAGAAGGUCCCAGCUCCAGUUCCCAUCAUCUCCAAGUGAGACUGGGAAUGUCCCAUGCUGGAAACCUUCGGGUGUUGUUGCCACUCUGUCAACAACGUUGAGCCAGAUGGGCCAAUGGUCUGAUCCUGCAGAAGACACUAUCUAUGUUUCUGUGUUGUCCUGGGGCCUAUCAAAAGCCAAAUGCAGGACCUGAGCACAACAGUGCUGAAUCAGUAAGCAUUACUGCAGAACUGGAUUGAGCUACCAGAACUGAAUAGCAGAUUUCAAGCUUGUGGGGUGACCAGAAUCCUAAGAACCAAUUUCAGGAAUUUUGCAGACCUACAGUUACAGUCAUACCUUGGUUUUCGAACGCCUUGGUACACAUAUGUCUUGGCUUCCGAACACCGAAAACCUGGAAGUAAGUGUUCCGGUUUUCAAACGUUCUUUGGAAGCCGAAUGUCCGAUGAGGCUUCUGUGGCUUCCGAUUGAGUGCAGGAAGCUCUUGCAGCCAAUUGAAAGCCACACCUUGGUUUUUGAACAGUUCUGGGAGUCAAACAGACUCCCAGAACAGAUUAAGUUUGACAACCAAGGUACCACUGUAAUGUCAACACUUCUUCCUGGUAGGAAUCUUGAUGCAACAUGACAAGAGUGUGAUUUGGGGUCCCAUGCAAUAUCAGAGUGUGAGCCAGCCCAAUAUUAUUUUUUUAUUUUGUAUACCACCUUAUACUCAUGGGUCUAUACCCGCAAUAGGAUUUUCUUAUCCUUUAGCACAUAGUGACGGACUGGCAUAAAGAAAGGAAAUGCCUUCAACUCCAAUUCUGAUAUUAAAGAGUGGUGUCAACUAAAGAACACUUUGGGUGGACCUUUUUAGACUUGCCUGACCUUGUUGAGACUAGAUCUUGGUGUCAAGAUCAACAGAAAUCCAGCUUAAUUUCUCUAGUCGUUCUUGUUGUUAGUCACGUACAUGAGCUGACCUUGUGCAUGUCUCUGUACUAACAAAUCCCAUGAAGGUGAAUUUGUGGCUGAAUUCUCCAUGUAGUAGGCAUGCCUGUGUUGCAAAGACACAUCUACUACAAUAAGAACUCCUUCAUAAGAGGAUUGUGGAAUUGGCUGCACCAUUAUAACUAUGAAGCUGCUUUCUACUGAGGGUGGCUGCAGAAGAAGAAGGGGGAGAGAAUCAAAGCACAAUGCCUAUUCACAGAGGCCAAGCCACAAUUUAGCAAUUGCAUCUGAAUCAGACUAAAGUUGCACAGUCCGGAGACUGCAGCGUGUCAUCAUAUAGGGUUAGUAAAUGGCAAGGGUCUCUCAGAGAAAAGUAUUUCUAGUGAUCAUAAUUUGGGGCAGGGGGCAGAAUUAUCACUGAUUAUGGCAAGACAUCAUCUGGAAUGUUAUCCCACGCCAUAUAACGGGAUCCAGUUUCCACCCAGCAGAUUUUGGCCAACCUGAGGACCUAAUAGUUAUUCAGUCUUCAUUGGUCAACUUCACACAGUGUGGCUCUCACUCAUCCACUAGAACAGAGGGAGGCAGAAGCAGCUCUACUACUUACAGAACAAUGGAAUGAAGCACCACACAUUUUCUCUACUGUCUGUAGAACUACAGACUUGUGGACUUAUCUCUUUUUCUUUUUUGCCCUCUACGAAAGAGUGAAGUACCAGUGGGCCAGUUAAUUCCCUCAAUGGGUGAUGCACAGUAUGUCUAGAUUCUGGGUAUCCAAAGAGUAUGGUGAUUCUACCUUUGACAAAUAGUAUAGUUUAUAGUAUGGUAUGUGUGUGUGUGUGUGUGUGUGUGUGUGUGUGUGUGUAUCAUAAGAGAAGCAACCCAAUCCCACUUGUGUGCUUACUUGCUAGUAAGCCAGUGGAACUUGCUCCUAAGAAACAGUGUUUAGGAUUGCAAGUCCAGUGAAAAUAAUUUCUUUUAACAGAACAGUAAUAUUUUAAACUAAAUUCUUUUGGGUUUAGGGAACGGAGAGAAGCACUGAUGAUUUCCCUGACUCGUGCUUGUUUCUAUUAUGUACCGGUAUUUUGCAUUCUCAUUUUGCAUUUUUAUAUUGUGAAUAGCCCUGUGAUCUUCAGAUGAAAGACAGUAUACAAAUUGAAUCAACCAAUCAAUUAAUUAAUUAUAAUGGUGAUGGUGAUGAUAACAACAACCAAGUGAUGCACAACCAGUUAAAUUUAUCAGGAAAUUGUCUUCGCCUCAGACCACAGAACUCAUUUUAACCACUGUAAUCUAUGUUUGGCUGUUUCUUUAAUUAAAAAGGAAAAUAAGUCUUUUCUCACUUGCUUUCCCUCCGCCCUCCCUUUCCAGACAACAUAAAAUUACAAGCCCUUUACAAUUUACCACUCCUGUUGCAUCCUGGGGGAUCUCUCUCCAGAUGUUCCUGACCGCGGUUGCAGGCAUGCUAAAAAAAGAAAAGGAGCUGCCCUCCCAUAAACCUUUAAUUGAUCCUUUUAUUCUCCCAACACAUGUUGGAACAGGACUUUGAAAGAGUUUAGUCAGUACUGCAUGACUGCCCAUCCUGCGGGAAGAUACAAUCGGUGAAGCUCUUAGCUUAUAUGUGCUUAAUUUAUAGCAAAGGUGAGAGCGGCUUCACCUACCCUUCGGGCAACAUCUUGCCUUGAUGUCGACGAGCAAGCUGAGUGUCUUCCUUGUGAAUCUGCAGCUCAGAGCCAUGAUUCAGUGUAAAGUUAUGUCUCUAAUAAAAGAGAGGGCUGUUUUGUUUUGUUUUAUCUUGGAGGUGCAAUUACUUUAGAGGCUGAUGGGGGUGAAAAACAGCCCACGGGUAAUAGCGUAUAUAUGUUACUGUGGAGUACUUCUGCACCUAGGAGGGAAUUAUGCCAGGUUCAGUCCAGGUAGGUCUUGGACUGUCCCAGGCCUGAAAUGCUGGAGAUCUGUUGUCAGUCUGUGUAGACAAUACUGCGUUUGAUUGGCUAAUGGUCUGCCUCUGUAUAAGAUGGCAUUCUGUGUUCUUUGAAUAGCUUGGGAAAUUUCCCUGCACAGGGCAUUGAGCUGAGGGGGACUAAUAAUAAUAAUAAUAAUAAUACCUAUAUUUAUAUGGGUGCCUACUCAAAGUGAGGGGGAACACAGUAAAUUGUGCCCUUCCUCAAGGUGCCAUAUUACCAAAGUCCACCCCUGCUGACAGUAACCGCAUUAAGUGACUUAUCUGAUUUAACUUUCAAAAUUUUAUGGCCCAUUGUGGGUUUCCAAAUCUUUUCAGUUGUUGAAACUUUUGAAUUAUCAGCUCCAAGGGGUGGGGGAGGGUGUUUAAACUGGGAGAUUUCUCCCUCCCCUCCAGAGCAACAGCUUGUCUUUGAGCAGCAAAAAUGUUCCAGCUGACUUUGAAAACAGUGCAGGGGUAAAGAGAGAGAAAGAGGGUAAAUGUUUAACUUUCAUUUCUUCAGUAACAAAACAGGGUAGGAUGUUAACUUAAACUACAGCUGUUCCCCUUCUCUCAUAUAAUGAACUGCUGCUCCCUAUGGAAAAGCGGACGAGGCUCUGGAGAAACAUCAGCUUCUGAUGCAGACAUCGCUAUAACAAUCCUCCACAAAAUACCAUCAAGUGGGCUUAUUGCAAAGGUAAAUGGCCUUCAUCUAGGUCUAAUGAAGAAGGCUUUCAUAUAUGUUGGCUGUAAUUUUUACAUGGUAAAAGAGCCUUGUUGUGUUUGUGUUUUCACUCAGUAUCAGCCACCCUGCGACGGCUAAGGAAACACUGGAUGGCACCAAUGCCAGUCCUCAGAGCAGACAUAGUGGAGUUCACAACUAAGUUCCAUCCACUAAUUCCAGCAGGUCUACUCUGAGUAGGAUUUAGGAAAUUUUGAGGAUUGCCCCAACUUCCCUUCAUGUUUCUUCAGCGUGCUCAAGCUUGGGAACGAAGUACUUACAAAGCUGCCACUGGAUCCCAAUCUAGGAUGUGACCCUGACACUUUUCUACUAAAAACAGGGGGAGAGAACUUCUGUAAAAGUACAAUUUGCUCCAAACAGCAUCUUCAGGGGCAUAUAGAGACCAGGGAAAAGGUGAUAUUUCAGCAGGAAACAGCCCUUGGGGCCCUGAUCCAGAUCCAGAACAUGUUCCAGAUCAGAGCUCUGCAGCUGCUUUUUCCUCAAACGAAGAGGCCAAGUUUAAGCAUCCCAUUUUCAAAUAUGCCGACAACAUAAAGUGUAUUAAAGGAGCACAAGUAAGAGUCCUACUACAACAGACCAAAGGCUUAUCUAUCUCAGACUCCUAUUACCCACAGUGACCAGCCAGAUGCCUAUGGGAAGCCCACAAGCAGGACGUGAGGAGGGCAAUUGCCUCACCUGCUGCUGUUUUGCAGCAACUGGCGUUCAGAGACACAAUGUCUCUGAUUCUGGAGGUAGCAUCUAGCUGUCAUAACCAGUAGCUGCUGAUAGCGUUAUCCUUCAUGAGUUUAUCUAAUCCCCCGUUUUGUGGCAGCAAAUUCCAUAGCUUUAGCUAUGCACUGUGUGAAGAAAUACCUCCUUUCAUCUUUCCUGUAUCUGCCACCAUGGAUAUUUAUUGGAUAGCCCUGCAUUCUAGAAUUCGGAAAGGGGGGCUUAUCUCUAUCUUCUUUCCCCUCUUUCAUCACUUUAUAAACCUCUGUCAUGUUUCCCAUUACAGUACUCUAGAAUCUGUCCUAUGGGCUCACUAAAAUAAUAAAUGCACAAAAAUCUGAAAUCUUCCUGCAUUUUUAAACAUCAAUGCCUGGAGGGGGCUUUCAGCAUAAACGGCACUUUCAAUUGUGAGUUGUUCUGGGCUGUGGAGUAGGCUGAAAGUGUACAACCAAUUCUAAUUGGUAGGACAUCACAUGAACUGAACAUGUCUAUACUCAUUGGUUAAACAUGCUCCUUGGCUAAAGCAUAAAGUGUAUACAGUCAUACCUUGGUUCUCGAACAUAAUCCGUUCUGGAAGUCCGUUUGACUUCUGAAAUGUUCGAAAACCAAGGUGCGGCUUCCGAUUGGCUGCAGCAGCUUCCUGCACUCAAGUGGAAGUCGUGUUGGACAUUUGGCUUCCAGAAAACAUUCGAAAACUUACUUCCAGGUUUUCAGCAUUCGGGAGCCAAAACGUAUGAGUACCAAGGCGUUCGAGAAUCAAGGUAUGACUGUAUUUGGAAUGUCAAAAGGUGGUUGCAUGGUGGAGAAGGUGUAAGGGAGCCGUGUACCUAAGAUUGGUUUGCACUCCUCCCUUCAUCUUCUGUGCUCCAGUUAGCUUCCUGAUUAGUGCAAACUAUCAUCUUCUUCUUUGGCAAUCACUCGUAGUCAAGUAAGAUUGUCUUCCAUGAACACUAUCUGAACCAGCAAGCUGUGAUUCAAACUUGCACUCCAGUCUAGAACAUGUUUCUAUUUCUGGUUUGGAGGGAAGUACAAACCAUUGUUUGUCAGUUUCUUAUGUAACAGCAAAUGAUGGUUUGUACUAAGCAUGAAGUAAGCAGAUUGGAGCGCAGGAUGGGAGAGGAUGCAAUACCCAAUCACUUAUGUGUUACCCAACCAUGGUUGGCAUUACAAGUGAACUGGCUUGUACUCACUAUUUGUGUGUAAUAUUAGUUUAAACACCUUUGUCUCUACAUCUUGCCUCUUAUGCCAGACAUAUUAUAUGCAGCCCACCUUUUGGGCUGGAAUCAAAUAAGUAUUGUACCCCCAGAAUGCUGAAGGCAGCUGGAAAGAAGGGCCAUUGUGUUCACACUUGUCCUACAUCUAGGCAAACAGGUUUGAUGGGAUUUUUUCCAGUGGUUCAAAACCUGAUUGAUCACAGGUCAAAAGAAGUGUGACACACACAAGCACAGCACGGGAAAUAACACUUUUGCCUUUAAAACUGCCAUCUGUUUCCAACCUCUAUAGAAACCAUUGUAUCCAAACUUCAGUUAUUUGAAAGGUCGUGUUCCAUGAAUUUCUUGAGACAGUAUAAGCCUAGGUAUACAGUAGCAUUCUUGUUUUAUCCUGUCUUAUUACUCGCAUGUUUUAAAUACUUUUAAAUACAUGGGGCUGAUGAGGUUAUAUUACAUAUGCUUCAAUUUUCUUACACUGCAGUUAAAUUGUUAUGCCCAUGCUCAAAGUGUUCUAACAAGGGUAGUGUUCAGAAAGGGUUUUACUUAUGUGUUUGAAACAGAUGUCUUCCCUUAAGUGAGUUUCCAUAAAUGGGCUUGGUGAAAAACAAGUGUGGUGAUGACAUGCUUCCUUGGAAAUAUAUUCUAUAGAGCCGCCUAGGGCCACUUCACCAUCUCAAAAUCAGUGGAUACAUCUGUGUUGUACCUUGCAGUGUGCAUAAAGCAAGCUUGUUCCUUCUUUUAACUACAUGUGCUAAUAUGUACUGGCCUUAAAGAGCUAGCUUGUGACUGGCCUCCAUUCUCUUUUGGUGUGUACAAUCAUUGUAAGAGCACGCUGUGUACUUUUAUCUGCAGAACCCUACUGGGUAUGCUAUGUGUACAAGCAACAUACCUGCUCGUUUUGCAGCAUGAUGUAAGUCUGAGCUGGCAGCACCGGUGGACAUCUUUUCAUAUCCAGAAAGUCAAGUUAGUUAUGUAUGUGCCCUUAAGGGAGAAAGUCUUAUUUUUAAUUUCAGUGAGCUCAGUAUGGUGGUGGAGUUGCAAGAAAAUCUAAUUGGAACACUAGGCUCCUUUUGAAUGCAGUUUGUGUUAGUUCUGAGACUUGAUAGCAAAUAUAUUCCACAGUCAUUUGAAUAUGGGUAGAAAGUUUGAAAGCAACUCUACAUGUGUGAUUCCUUUCUUAUGUAUGAUCUUAAUCUGCUAGGAGUCCCUAAAGGUGCAAAUAUACAGAAUAACACAAAUCCAUUACAUGUUUUCACAACAAAAUUAAUCAAACUAUGGUUUUUAAGGCCUGCAUGAAUGUGUGGAUUCUCAGAAAAGAAGUUGCAGCUGCUUUGCAUCUCCCCAGUCUCUUUGGCUCCUGAGUCAUGCUGAGCUAAGGCAAGAUUUUGCUUGGUGUGUUGUCUGAACCAGGACUUGUGAUUCAGCUCUCUCCUCACCAUAACCACAAGCUGCAGCCAAGGUUUGUUCCUGUCUAUGGCUUGUGGUUAAGCUCCCUCUUCACUAACCUUAGAUGCAACUCAUGGUUAGUGCGGAGAUCUCUUAACCACAAGUUCCAGAUCAGAUGACACACCAAGCCAAACCUUGAAUUAAUGCAGUGCAGUGCAGCAGUAAAAAGGACCAGGGAGGAGCAAAAUGGCAGUGAGCUCUUCUCCAGGAGACCACAUAUCUGUGCUAAGGCAUACUUUGUGUCAUGCAAACCAGGCCAUAGAAUAAGCAGGCAAGGGAGACCCAUGUUGCUCUGUUCACUUUUCUGUGUUAUGAAGAACAUGUUUGGUUUUUAUAUCUUCAAUAUUCUUAACUUUGGGGAACUUGCGUAGAGUAGUGCAGGGGUCAGCAAACUUUUUCAGCAGUCUGUCCCUCAGACCUUGUGAGGGGCCGGACUAUAUUUUUUGGGGGGAAUGAAUGAAUUCCUAUGCCACACAAAUAACCCAGAGAUGCAUUUUAAAUAAAAUACUCAUGUAAAAACACACUGAUUCCCAGACCAUCCGCAAGCCGGAUUUAGAAGGCGAUUGGGCCGGAUCCGGCCCCCGGGCCUUAAUUUGCCUACCCAUGGAAUAGAGCAUUGAAAUGGGCUGAUAUGGGUUUAAAUACCUGGUCGCACAUGAAGCAGGUGCCUAGCCUAGCUCCCACAAGGAUUGUUGCAAAGAUAAAAGAGGAAGGGGCUGAACCCUUGUAUAGGACCCUGAACUCCUUGGUGGGAAGAUAUUGAAAUGGUUAUAAACUGGUGCAAAUUCUAUUUCCUUGUUUGUUAGAACUUCUCUGGUUCACUUGGCUUAAACAUCAGUGCAAAGUAGCACCUGCCCAUGCCAGAUAAGACUCCAGCCUUUUGUGUUUAGCUUGUUUACAAUCUUGUGUGUGUUGCUUUCCUGCUCAGAAUCUUUUGUCUGGCGGAGUGGUGCCCUUUUACUGGUGGCAAGGGAUUUAGGGGAGUGGGGCAGAUGAUGGUUUUCCUUGUGCUUGAAAAAAAUGAUAAUGAAUUUUCCCCUCUUGCGCUAAACAAAACCAGGAAACAGUAAAAAGAAAGUUGAGGAGGAAAUGAGGAGUUUCUCCUGCUUCCAUAUGGGCACAUGAUGCCCACCAUCUGGAAGAGCCAUUCUUGGAGGGGGACCCCAUUUGCUGUUCUCCACCCCACCCCCUCCCAAAAGGUAUCAAUAAAAGAAAAUUAGGGCUCCUUCAGACUGGUGGUUUUCUGUGGGUGUAUUCUGCAGCCUGCCAGUGAUGCAACAAUAGUGCAUUAGUACUGGAUUUAUACUUGACUGUCCACGCAUCAUUCCAUUUUGCUCUGUAAUGCUUCCCCAGUGUUUUUGAAUUAUUAUCAUCCAGAGGGGCACUCCUGCACUAUAGUGCAACAGAAGUGGAACAGUCAAUAAAUAGUGACAUUUGUUCAUAUAAUAAAUAAUAAUAAUUUGUGGCACAAAAGUUAUAGUAUUUCCACAGGACGCUAUGGGGCAUGCACUGGUUGGAAGCAAAGCAAUAUGACCACCAUAAAACUAAUGUAGGUACAAACGAUAUUGAAAGCAGGAUUGAAUAAAACUGCCUCGUUCCACAAAUAAUCCUGAGCACGCCAUAAAAAGGGAAUCUGCAGGGGUCCUUAGACUUGAGUCUGUGCUUAGACUUGAGUCUGUGUUUACAGUGGUACUUCGGGUUAUAUACGCUUCAGGUUACAUAGGCUUCAGGUUACAGACUCCGCUAACCAAGAAAUAUUACCUCGGGUUAAGAACUUUGCUUCAGGAUGGGAACAGAAAUUGUGCAGCAGCGGCGCGGCAGCAGCAGGAGGCCCCAUUAGCUAAAGUGGUGCUUCAAGUUAAGAACAGUUUCAGGUUAAGAACAGACCUCCAGAAUGAAUUAAGUUCUUAACCGAGGUACCACUGUACAGACAUGGCUCUCUGCUUUUCUGCUGUAGGUCACCUUUUGUGUGUACAGUGGUACCUUGGGUUAAGUACUUAAUUCGUUCCGGAGGUCCGUUCUUAACCUGAAACUGUUCUUAACCUGAAACACCACUUUAGCUAAUGGGGCCUCCCACUGCUGCUGCACUGCCAGAGCACGAUUUCUGUUCUCAUCCUGAAGCACAGUUCUUAACCUGAAGCACUAUUUCUGGGUUAGCGGAGUCUGUAACCUGAAGCGUAUGUAACCUGAAGCAUAUGUAACCUGAGGUACCACUGUACCUUACUCUUCACACCAGAAUGUCAAUGGCUAGUUGCAGGGGAAAGUGGGGAAGGGGAGAGAGCAGCAGUGGAAGUGCAGGUGAGGGGAGGUGUAGCCCUUUUCUCCUUGUCCCAGCAAAAAUUUGCACACACUUUCUCCCUCCCUCCCUCAUUCACUCUCCUCUUUCUCACACCAGUGCCCCCCCACACACUGCAUUGGGAGAGAAGCCUCAUGGAGGAUAAGGCUAUGUUUUGCCCUCCACCAUUGUAAGCAGUGUGCCUCUAAUUGCCAGCUGCUGGGAAUCACAAGCACAGGAGAGUGCUGCUGCAGUCAGGUCCUGCUUGUCCCCAUCGGCAUCUGGCUGGCAGUGUGAAAACAGAAUGCCGGACCAGGUGAGCCUUUGACCUGAUCCAACAGGGAUGCUCUUAGGCUGCACCAAGUCCUUGUAAACCUCAAGGCAGUUCUUCUACUGAAAUUCAACUGAAGCCAGUAGAAUUGUCCCACUAAACUUCCUUUUUAUAGUAAAAGUAGCCAUAAAACAUAGAUACAGUGGUGCCCCGCAAGACAAAUGCCUCGCAAGACGAAAAACUCGCUAGACGAAAGAGUUUUCCGUUUUUUGAGUCGUUCCGCAAGACGAAUUUCCCUAUGGGCUUGCUUCGCAAGAUGAAACGUCUUGCGAGUUCUUGCGAGUUUGUUUCCUUUUUCUUAAAGCCGCUAAGCCGUUAAUAGCCGCUAAGCCGCUAAUAGCCGUGCUUCGCAAGACGAAAAAACCGCAAGACGAAGAGACUCGCGGAACGGAUUAAUUUCGUCUUGCGAGGCACCACUGUAGUCUGGGUUAAGCAGACGUGGCUCAUAGUUCCAUGGUGGGCUGUAACAUUCUCAUUUCAUAUUUCUUCUAUUUUCCAUGGGAAUAAUAUUUAUUAUUUUAUGUAACGGGCUACCUCCUAAGUUGUUUUUAUCAAAACUAGUUUUCUCGGAUUGUGAGGAAGGAGACAGAGCUAGCUCUGUGAAAUCCUUGAGGUACCUAUUGGGUGGAGCUUCUGUCAUUAGUGAUGUGAAAUGCCAACCUCCAAAGUGCUUGCACAAUUUUUAGCUGAAACUUUCUUAGUGGCCAAGCAUUUCCCUAAUAGCAAAGUAUCACAGCACAGUGAGUGCAAACAAGGCACUCCUGCUCCACUUACUUUUUUGAAUAGGGUUUUUUUAAAAUCUAAGAGUGGCCAGCAUGGUGCCCUUUUCCCUCAGAAAAAGUUUUGUUAGGUCACUGGGGGUGCCCAGCUGUCAAUUUUCCUUCCUCUGCAUGUCUGUAGGGUUAUGUAAAAUCCCCAGAGUUCAGAUCUCUUGUCUGAUGUGUUUUUUAUUUGCAUAAGACUGUUUUCAGUUCAAGGGCAAAUGGCAGCAUUGCCUUUGGGAUUCACAACAUUUCCUAGGAUUGUGCAGUUUUCAGAGGACAGCAGACUUGCAUAAUCUCUGCAGUGGUUGUGUCGGUGACCGAGAACAUGCUCAUAUUAUUCUGCCGCUGCCCUUGUACCCAGUUAAUGUUUGUGCAUUCGUUCAGCACUUUCUUGGGAAGCUGUGAUGCGCUUUGAAAAUGAUUGUGUGUGACUGUGAUAUCAACAUAUUCCAACCCCUUAAUUUUGUCAGAAUUUCAGAUUCUAGAGUGUUUGUAUACAGUGGAACCUCAGUGGUCGAACACGAUCUGUUCUGGAAGACAGUUCAACUUCCAAAACGUUUGACAACCGAGGCGCAAUUGCUGGUCUGCAAAUUCCUUUUAAAAAGUGGAGAAACGUGGAAGCUGUUCAACUUCUGAGGCACGUUCAGAAAUGGAAGCAUUCGCUUCUGGGUUGUCGGCAUUCUGGUUCCGAAUUGUUCGGCUUCUGAAGCUUCCGACAACCGAGGUUCCACUGUAUUAAGUUUGGGGAUAAAUGGCAAAAGUCAUGUCCACAAACUCAGAGCAAAUUAGCAAUGGUGCAAAUGAUAUGCAAUCACCCCAUGGUACUGAACAGCAUUUUUUUAAAAAAAAAAACCUUUUAUAAAUAGCAACUUUAUAUACAAGUAAAGUAAAAAGGAAAUCAAUUUUAUGGUGAAGUUGGAUUGCUCUGAAGGGUCUGUUUUCAAACUAAGAUGCACUAAAGCUAUUGCAUCUAAAUUCAAAGCAUCAGUUACUUCUGUGACAAAGCAUCACUGAUGGAAAUUGAUCAGAAAUUAAAUCUUACUGUGGCAUACUACCUACCCUACAUUUAAAGCACACAACUUUUCCCCAAAAGAAUCCUGGGAAUCGUUUACCCACACAGAGAAAGCAACAAUUCUCAGCACCCAUAAGCCACAGUUCCCAGAAUUCUUUGGGGGAAGACAUGUGUGGUGUGUAAACAGUCUUCAACACUGAAAAUGGGACAGCACACCUGAGGUCAGCAGGCUUGCUUAGAGGACUCUGGGUAAGCUCUGUAGCACACACAGCUCCAUCCUCAUUACUUCCCAGCAUCUGCCUGAGGCGGCUGCCUCACUCUACCUAAUGACAGGGCUGGCCCUGGUUUCAGGCCUUGCCUGCACAUUAAAGCAAAUGUCUGCUAAUCAUAUCAGGUGGGUUGUUAAGUUGGGGGACAGUUUUUAUUGGAAGGAUUCCUUCUCCAGCCAGGAUCUCUUCCAACAAAUUACCUCACAUAGCAAUUAGUCAUAUGGAGAAAAGUUCCCACUAGCUCUAGGAUUGUGCUGUUUUCUUCUUUGUGGCAGUGGCAGGGAUUAGCACCGCAAUUCUCCUCCUCAUCCUCUCUCCCCACUCCCACCCACCCCACGGAUAUUCCAGAACGUUGCUGGCAGGUUUUAAGUGCUCUUUCAGUGAAAGGUAAGAAUUCUGUAAAAUCCAACGGGGGUGGUUUUAUGCCCUCCCCAUACACCUUUAAAAAAAGUCGGGGGGGGGUGUCUGUUGUUGUCCUAGGUCCUUUCCUGCUCUGUCGCAGUAUGACCUCCCCCAGUUUCCAUCAUUAGAUAUUCACACCAGGAUUGACCAAUGUUGGAAAUGGGAUCUAGAUUUCAUACUUUAAAAUUUUCAUCUAUAUCUAUCUAUCUGGAGUGUGUGUGAGUGUGUAUGUGUUUGGUCAGAACUGGAAUAUAAUAUGCAUAAAUAUAGGUUUGCCAUAUUUCAAAAAGUAAAAACCAGGACACUCCGAUUUUUUGAUUGACUUGCCUAAGAUCCAGGACAAAGCGCUGCCUUUCAGAAAUCUCCCCCACCUCCCUACCACCUCAGAUGUCAAUUCCACCUUUGAAAUCCCGGUAACGUCUGGGAAAAUCCAGACAUAUGGCAGCCCUAUAUAAAUAUCAAUUUGCAUAUGUAAAAUUAAAAACAUUCUGCACCAUACAUAAGGCAAUGAAUGUAAAAGUAAUUUUGUUAUUAUUAAAAGCCCUACUGUAAAUGUGGAUUGCAAUAAAAUCAGUAUUGAUAAAGAAGCUUUGAAUUGUUGUGCUGACUUACUGAACAUCCACCUACAUAAACAUGAUGAGAGGUCACCAAACUCAUAUUAAACACUACAGCCACAGUCCUAUGGUAUGCGAACAGCCUCUGAAGGAGACAGAAUAGGCAGGCAGUGUGGAACAUCCUCUUUGUUUUACCUUGAUUUUUUAGGAAAAUCUGAUCACAAAUUAGGAAACUCAGUGGAGCAACUUUUGGAUCUGAUGCUCUUUCAACUAGCACAAAGUUGAUCUGAUAAAGACACCCAUUCCCUUACUUUUUAUAGUACAUUUAUUUCUCUUGCAUAGCAAUUAAGGCUGCACUUGUACUAAACCUAUCUGACAUGCUAAAUAGUUCAAAGUUAAGAGCAAGUCCUCUUAAUAAGUUAUGGCAAACUCUUAAACCACCAUCUUAUUUAAAUGUUACAAGUGAACUAUUUUUAGAUGUAGAGCAUCAGUUUUGAGUGCAAUUUGUGUUCCACCACCAUCCAAACUAAGUAUAAGGGGAGCGGGAGGCGGAAAUCAACCUUCACUGGCAAAGGAAAUACAUGCUGACCUAUUUUGCACACUUAUUUAUAUUCAAGGUGCUUCUCUCCCUCUGUAUAAGAAGCUGCUGUGACACAAUAUAUUUUCUAAAUUCUCUCUGCACUCUUGAUUUGUGCUGAUCUUUCUACUGUAGUAUUGCCCUCGAAGUAAGAGGGUUAAGUAUUCUAAUGAAUGUUUCUCUAGAAUGAAUCCAAAUUUUACAAGAGUAAUUUGCUGAAAUAAUAUUUUCUCUCUCUCUUUAAAAAUCAUGUGGCUUUUAAAAAUUCAUUUGCCAGUACGCUCAUAUUUCUUGUGUAAAACAAAUGCAAACAGUAAUUUCACCCUGAAAAUGUAUGUGAAAUUUAAUUUGAAGUAUCUCAUUGCUCAUCUGAAAUACUAAAUCUGCAUAGUAGCCAUGAGGAAAUUAUAUAUUUGUGAAACUUUUGUACUUCCAUGUUGCAUCAAUUUUUAAAUCAUCUUUUGAAACCAUGUAUGUUGGGUGGGGUUCAUCUAGCAAGUCUCAUCAGUGGAAGUCCUGUACAAGGACUUCGACUUGCACAACAGGACUUCCCUCCCUCCCUCUGGACACCCUCUAUACCCCCCCCUUUGCACUACCUGUUUGGUUUCCCCACGCUUGCAAUCCCUGCAACUCCCAUUCACAAAUCUCUCAUUUGCACAUGUGCAAUGGCUGUCUCAAAGGUACACGCCUCAGCUUAAGUGAAAAGUGAAUGUGGCUUACAUUUUCAAAUGGAAUGGAAGCUGGAAUGAGGGGGGAAAGCAUUAAACAGCAGUAUUUCUCAAGAAACUACACAAUAGAUAUAGAUUGUGGCUAACAUCAUGUGCAGGGUAAAAGAUAAAGGACCCCUGGAUGGUUAAAUCCAGUCAAAGGCGACUAUGGGGUUGCAGUGCUCAUGUUGCUUCAGGCUGAGGGAGCCGGUGUUUGUCCACAGGCAGCUUUCCGGGUCAUGUGGCCAGCAUGACUAAACUGCUUACCUUCCCGCCACAGCGGUACCUAUUUAUCUACUUGCAUGCUUUCGAACUGCUAGGUUAGCAGAAGCUGGGACAGAGCAACGGAAGCUCACUCCGUCGCAGGGAUUCGAAUUGCCAACCUUCUGAUCAGCAAGGCCAAGAGGCUCAGUGGUUUAUUUAGACCACAGCACCACCCGUGUCCCUAAUGUACAUCACAUGUAAAGGUAAAGGUAAAGGGACCCCUGACCAUUAGGUCCAGUGGUGACCGACUCUGGGGUUGCGGCGCUCAUCUCGCUUUAUUGGCCGAGGGAGCCGGCAUUUGUCUGCAGACAGCUUCCGGGUCAUGUGGCCAGCAUGACUAAGCUGCUUCUGGCGAACCAGAGCAGCACAUGGAAACACCGUUUACCUUCCCACUGGAGCGGUACCUAUUUAUCUACUUGCACUUUCUGCUUUCGAACUGCUAGGUUGGCAGGAGCUGGGACCAAGCAAUGGGAGCUCACCCCGUCGCAGGGAUUCGAACUGCCGACCUUCUGAUCGGCCAGUCCUAGGCUCUGUGGUUUAACCCACAGCGCCACCUGCAUUCUGUAUACAUCACAUGUGUACACCUGCAACACAGCUUCAAAUACCAUAUCACAUGUACACAGCUUCAAAUACCAGCAGUGAGAGUGCAGUGGAGUCAGAGUAAAUGAUAAUGUGUACACAGCCAGAGGGUUGAAAGAAAAGAGCUUUAUUUUGGCUGGUAAAUGAAGCUUUAAUGAUAUCAGAAUGCCACUGAAGAAGAGCUCUGGUUGUUCUGUUUGCCGCUUUGCUCUCCAUCCAAUUCAUGUCCUCACCUUCACCCUCUACUCCCACGCAAUUACCCCAAGAAGACCCAUCAGCUGAUGAAUAAGUUUGUUUUUGACUUUCUUCAGCUAUCAGCUUUGUAGUGGGGCCUCUCGUCCAUGGGUCAGUGUCACAAGGCCAGGAGCAUCCACUAUUGCAUUCCAUCAACGUUUCGGGAGGAGGUGGAGGAGCAGCUGUUUCAGCAGGGCAAUUGGCUAUUUCAGCAAGACACUUGUUUAAAAAUUAAGCUUUUGUUUUGCAUCGGGAGAUGGUAUGUCUUGGGGCUUAACUUACGAAGGUGAACGUGCCCAGACAGAUCACAGAACUAAAGCUGCCUACUGAAGGCGAUGGCUACACCUCUAAUUAGGAUCUGUGUCUAUAAUUUCUUUCCCCAUUCUGUGGUGACUGAUGGGUCAAGUAAGAACUUGUAUGAUAUGCUUUGUGAUUUAUUCUGGCACAUUUCUUUCUGCUAAGCCAGAAAGAAAUGUAUAGAGUUCUACAGGGGCUUGGGAGCUGGCAAGUAAAAAUUCAUGAGUUGGAAAUGACCUCUAGAAUCAUCUAUUCCAGGGAUAACCUGUAUGGGGCCCUCCAGCUGUUGCUGGACUAUAACUCCCAUCAUUUCUGGUUUUGUUUUUCCCCCAAAGAUAUUUAUUAAGAUUUUCAAAAUAUUACAGAAUAAAAAAGAAAAAAGAAAAAUACAAAAUAAAAAUAGUUAAAAACAAUUCAGUUUUUCAGUCACUUAUCUUUCAUUUGCUUAUUUCCCGGACCUCCUCACACCUCCCUUUUCUGUAUUCCAAUUCAGUUUGUUAGUUCAGCAAAUCCCUCCCCUCUUUGUUUAUCCUAAUCAUCAAUCUUAAAGUAUUGUAACAUUAGAUUUUUACCUAUUAAUAGUCCAUUUUUUCAUAUUCCCUUAUAACAUUACACCUAAAAACCACUUAGUUUCUAUCCAACAUCAUUCUAACAUUCAUUAAUUUUACAGUAUUUCUGUAAAUAGUCUUUAAACUUUUUCCAAUCUUCUUCCACCGACUCUUCUCCCUGGUCUCGGAUUCUGCCAGUCAUUUCUGCCAGUUCCAUAUAGUCCAUCAUCUUCAUCUGCCAUUCUUCCAAGGUGGGUAGAUCUUGUGUCUUCCAAUACUUUGCAAUAAGUAUUCUUGCUGCUGUUGUGGCAUACAUAAAGAAAGUCCUAUCCUUCUUUGGCACCAAUUGGCCGACUAUGCCCAACAGGAAGGCCUCUGGUUUCUUUAGAAAGGUAUAUUUAAAUACCUUUUUCAGUUCAUUAUAAAUCAUCUCCCAGAAAGCCUUGAUCUUUGGGCACGUCCACCAAAGGUGAAAGAAUGUACCUUCGUUUUCCUUACAUUUCCAGCAUUUAUUAUCGGGCAAAUGAUAGAUUUUUGCAAGCUUGACUGGUGUCAUGUACCACCUGUAUAUCAUUUUCAUAAUAUUCUCUCUUAGGGCAUUACAUGCCGUAAAUUUCAUACCUGUGGUCCACAACUGUUCCCAGUCAGCAAACAUAAUGUUAUGUCCAACAUCUUGUGCCCAUUUAAUCAUAGCAGAUUUCACCGUUUCAUCCUGAGUAUUCCAUUUCAACAGCAAGUUAUACAGCUUUGACAAAAUCUUAGUUUUGGGUUCUAACAGUUCUGUUUCUAAUUUUGAUUUUUUCCACCUGGAAGCCAAUUUUCUUAUAACUCCCAUCAUUUCUGAUCAUUGCCCAUGUUGGAAGGGGCUGAUGGGAGCUGGAGUCUAACAACAUUGGCUACCCCUGAUCUAGCCCCAAACCAAUUCUGCCAGCCCUUUGAGGGAUUGGAAUAGCUAAGCUCAAAUCUUAAUGUAGUUCUUCUGAAUGUGUGAAGGCUAUCUUUUCUAAAGAAAUGAACAAGUUGUACCACACCCUUCCACAGCCAAAGAAGUGUAUACAGGCAACUCAACUUACGCUGGGGUUACGUUCCGGGGAUAGUGCCUAAGCCAAAAUAAUAUUUAGUCAAAAUACAUAGGGGUCAAUGGCAGGUGGGAUUGCCAAACUCUUUUCCUGGAUGCCCACCCCCUUAACACCCCCUUUUAGUUUGAUCCUUUUUUUUAACUCCAAGUGUGUAAAGCUGAAUGCUCGCAAGUUAAAUGUGUGUAAGUUGCACAUUGGCUUUACUGAGCUAUCCCAUUAUAUUCCCAUCAUUAGACUUAGAGGUAGCCAUUUGCGUAAGUGAGCUUCAUAAUGAAGUGGGGUCCCCCUCCCAUCUCAGCCCCAGCAUUCUGUCCCCUACAUACACAGCCGUGGCUUGGAGUCUGCAUUUUGAGGGCAAUUCCUGAACCUCUAUUUAUCUCAGAAUGUUAAUGCAAGAUCUGGGAAGGCAUUUUCUAGGGAAGUUUCAGAGUGUUAGAAUUGUGAUGCUUAACUCUUCUGUUGUCUGACAGUUCUCCUGUGUGAGGCAUCCCUGACUGUUUGGUCUUCCUCUUCUCUCAUUCCCACCCCAUCAUCUUGCCAAGGUUCUUAGCAUCCAUAGGUACAUUGGAUUGGGAAACGUAUGGUCCCUCCUCCAUAAGCUGUUGAACUACACUUCCUGGUCCCAUCAGCUAGAAUUGUGGGAAAUGAUGGGAGCUGUAGUUCAGCAACAUCUGAAAGGCCACAGAAUCCCCAUCCCUGAUCUGCAUGUAACUUGUGGACUUGCCCUUUUUCAGUCAUACUCCUGCUUCCAUUUUACUGUGUGCCUAGCAUUGUGGUCAUGGAUCUUGGGUGCUAUGUUUCUGUCUACAUCCUUCCCAGCAGAGUUUGUUUUGCUUUGCCAAGACAAAAGCUGAUGCAUACAUCUCAAUUUGAGGGAAGGUGUUUGAUGGCACCUUGAAGAUUAAAUGCCUUAUUGUGACAUGAGCUUCUUUGGGCAAGUGCUAAGUUGAUCAGAAGCAUGGAAUCAUUUGAGAACAUGAUGGUUAUAUGUAAGGCAAGAACCUAUGAUAACUGCAAAGAUCACAUUUGGGUUGCUUAUUCACUCCCAAGAUGCACCUGCCUAUACAUUUUCCCCAGUUCCAAACAUUUUCCCCAGUUCUUGAAGGUGCUUUCAUGGGUUGAAACGCUGCAAUUUGCCUUUUGCAUUUUAAAGGAACAAAUAUUGACAAAAUAUAUCAAAAAAGAAACUUUGUUGCAAGAACAAUUAGAAGUUUUCCCCCUAGAGGGAGACUGGGAAACUGUAACUAAUUCCAGGGAGCUUGCAGCUGUCACAGAUUACAAUCGUGGGAAAAGGCUUGUGACCUUGUAGGACAAUGUAUUCAGAAGCUCUGUUGUGUGCUCUCUGUAAAACAAAUGCUCUACUGGAACAGUUAACUGAGAAGACGGAUUUGAUGACUAAUGCAGUCAGAAUUUUUGAACAGGCAGUGGGAAACUAUAUGGAGCCCACCCAGGAAUUAAAUCAGGAGUGUGCCCUGACAGAACAGAUGAGAGAAGAGGAUGUUGUGGAAUCUUGGGCGCCAGAGAUGGAGGGAGCUGCGGCCCAGCAGGAACAUGAGCUUUCGGAUUUGACAAAUGAACUUGGAAAAAGCCAGAUUAGGAAAGAUAAAGUUUGGACUGGUUUGGAAAUGGGGGGUUGGAUAGACCCCCCUAUGCAGGGAUGUUUGGACUUUCCGAGUCUGGCAAUGGGCCGUGAGAUGUUUGGAGCUGUGGGGGCUCUCAAUUUUGGAGGGAUUCUGAAACAUGUUUUUAAAUACCACAUGGAGUUUAGUCUGGACUAUGGAAAAGGGGCUGAUUUGUUGAAAAGGGUCAAAAACAUUACCAAGCUGGAGUUCCCACGAGUGAAAGGUGAAUAUGAAGAAGAGCUGCGGAAGGGACAUGGAAGAGACUUAAGGGCCUCGGAUAUAAGGUUGCCAGGUUAAUGCGCUAGAUCGAUGGGAUAAAAAGGACUGACAAAACCCGGGACCAGGAGGAAGGGACGCUGGAUGAAGAUUGGAUUGUCUCUAUUUCUUUUUUUUUUUAUCACUAGGAUUGUUUUAUAAAAUUGAUGACUGUUAGAAAAAUGUUGGAAUGAAAUUACUUGGCUCUAGCAAAAAUGUUUAAAGAAUUAGGCAAGAAUAUUAUGGUUAUGAGAAGUGGGUAAAAAUAAGAUUUAAGUUUUAAGUUUUUUUUAUAAGAUAAGAUGAAAAUAGAUUAAGGUAAUGUAAUGACAGAAUAUUAUGAAAUAUGGAAAGGAUUUGCUGUGAUAAUUAUUAACUGGGAUACAAAAAAAAGGGAGGAGGAGGAGGUCAAAGAAAGAAGGUAAUGAAAGUUGAAGAUUUGAGAAUGAUGGUUUUAUUUUUAUCUGUUUGUGGUGUAUUUUUGUUUUUUGAAUUUGUAUUGUUGGAUGUGGCUUGGUUUUUUUUCCUUUUUUCGUUUUUUUCUUUUUCCUUUCUCUGCUUUGUGUUUUUCUGUAAUUUUAAAUUUUUUUUCAAUAAAUAUCAUUAAAAAAAAAUAAUGAAACGCUGCAAUUUGUGUGAAAUGAGCAUCUUCAUUACAUAGUUGACAUGCCAGAGUUUCUUCACCAUAAUCGAUCUAUUCAAUAGACAGCCACCAUAAAGAUAUACAUUGCCAUCAUGUCUUGCUUCUUGAACAGUGGAAAGGGCAAGAAGGGAGGAGUGAGGAGACAAAAAAGAAGACUUUUGUUAUUAUUGCCAUCAGGGCUUGGAAGAAAAAAGCAAGUUAUGUAAUUCUGUUUGGGAGCAAGAGUAGCAUGGCAUGGGGUUUUAGGAUCAUUGCUGAAAUGUCUACAGGGAUGGGCGAGAAGAAUAUGACUCACAAAAGAUUGUUUUGAAAGUAAUGCUUAAUAAAUGUCUUCUGGGGUGAAGAAGACUGCAUUAUGAAUUAUGCAAAAAAUGGCACUGGAACACUUUUUCUAAUCUGAAGUGUGCUCCAAUCUUUUUCUAUCUGCUGCUCCAUUAAUACCUCUACACCAGUGAUGGCCAAACGUGGCCCUCCAUCUGUUUUGGGAUUACAACUCCCAUCAUCCCUAGCUAACAGGACCAGUGCUCAGGGAUGAUGGAAACAGAUGGAGGGCCAAGUUUGGCCAUCACUGCUCUGCACUGUCCACUCAGAUAAGAGAGAUACAUUUGUCCAGUUGUUGCCACAGAUUUGCCACCUGUGACUUUUUUUACUUUAAAGGUAAAGGUAAAGGGACCCCUGAUCAUUAGGUCCAGUCACGGACGACCCUGGGGUUGCAGUGCUCAUCUCACUUUACUGGCCGAGGGAGCUGGCGUACAGCUUCCGGGUCAUGUGGCCAGCAUGACUAAGCCGCUUCUGGUGAAACCAGAGCAGCGCACGGAAACGCCGUUUACCUUCCCGCCGGAGCAGCACCUAUUUAUCUACUUGCACUUUGUGCUUUCAAACUGCUAGGUUGGCAGGAGCAGGGACCGAGCAACGGGAGCUCACUCCGUCGUGGGAAUUCAAACUGCCAACCUUCUGACCGGCAAGCCCUAAGCUCUGUGCUUUAACCUACAGAUGUAAUGAUGGCCUGGGGAUUUUCUAAGGGCUUGUACAGAAAGCCCAGCUGUGUGAGAGAGCCAAUGGGAGUGUCACUAGUUAGCAGUGUGAUUUCCCUAGCUGUAUCAGCUGUUGCACCAAGCUGAAUGAUACCAUGUUCAAAACCACUUGUUUGAAGAGAAUUGAUUUCCCAGUGUUCCUUUCCCAGUGUUCCUGAGAGCAUGCAGAUGCUAAGCCUAUAAAAGAGAAGAGCUCUAUAGCUCAAUGGUAGAGAGCCACUGCCAGUGAGACUAGCCUUCUCCAUUCUGGUGCCUUUCAAACAUUGUUGGACUACAAUCCCCAUCCUCUCUGGCCAUUGGCCUUGCCUGGGUUGAUGUGAGUUGUCCAACAGCACCUGGAAGACAGCAUAUAGAGAAAGAUUGGCCUAGACAAUCCUGAACUAAAUGGACCAAUGCCCUGAAUAUAAGUCAGAUUCCUCUGUUCCUAUGAUACGAGUGCCUUUGUCUUUAGUGCCUAGGACUGUUCGCAUCUGAUCAAGCACAGUUCCCACUAAUCUGCAUUGGUGCAGACACAGCCUCAGUAUUCUAAGCAAUGAGCCCAAGUAGGAUUUGUACAAAUAAAAUGAGGAAAGGGUGACAGCAAGUGACCAGUGGUAUUGGUUGUUCAAUAGCCAGACAGACUGGUUUCUGUAUGCAGAAUGGGAGGUACUAUUUUGGACCCCCUAGCUCUAACAACCUAGCUGAUGUUAUCGGUACCAGAAGCAACGUCUUAAAGAAUCUAAAAUAUUAUUGAGCUAAUCUAGAUGAACUAAAUAAAGUAAAUGGAUUAAUCUGAAUGGACAUCAGUUUGAACAGAGGUCCCAUCAGUCCGCUGAGAAACCAAAUCAGUUUCCUUGGGAAGAAUCUGCAUCACCUAUGAAGAAAUCAGUGCCACCCAUUUCAUGAAAAGUUUGUAAAUGGGAUGUGAAGACAGGGUCAAUCAGUUCAACCUGGCCAGUUCAAGCAGCAUAGAAUACUCCUUGAAUAGAAGGGUAGGAGCCUAACAUGAUUCUCCCAGUGUAUUCACCCACUUUCCUAUGAGUUUAAUUCCUUAUCUCCCAAAUCCCUUUGAAUCAGUUACUUGCAGUGCUUUUUUCCAGGGAGUACUGAAGGGUACGCAGUACCAGCAACUCUUUUUGUUGUUGUUAAAAAGUGUGGCACUUAUUGUGACAACUAUCAUGGUGAGUAAAAGGUAAAGGGACCCCUGACCGUUAGGUCCAGUCGUGGAUGACUCUGGGGUUGCUGCGCUCAUCUCGCUUUACUGGCCAAGGGAGCCGGCGUACAGCUUCUGGCGAACCAGAGCAGCGCACGGAAACACCGUUUACCUUCCUGCCGGAGUGGUACCUAUUUAUCUACUUGCACUUUGACGUGCUUUCGAACUGCUAGGUAGGCAGGAGCAGGGACCGAGCAACGGGAGCUCACCCCGUCGUAGGGAUUCGAACCGCUGACCUUCUGAUCAGCAAGCCCUAGGCUCUGUGGUUUAACCCACAGCGCCACCCAUGACCCUUCAUGGUGAGUACCAGCACCUAUUUUUAAAGGGGGGCAGGAGUUGGUUACCUGAAUGGCUUGGCCUUAGAAUUAGGCCAAUGGCAGUUUGAGGCAAAGUUUGUCUAGCCACUGGGAAGCUAGCAAAGCAUCAGAUGGAAAGAUGAAAUGGGCCUGGUGAGUUUUCUGAACUUGCUCAUAGUGAUUUUAUCAGGAAUUUCCCAUCUACUACACCACUGUUUCAAAAUUAAUCACACAUGCCUUUUUAUUUAAAGUGACAGUAAUGAUAUUCCCCAAAGAAAAGCUGUUUCUUCCCCAGGAUCGUAGAGAAAAGUCACAGAUAAGUGGGCAAUUCAGUCUUUUAUAAAUAUAUCUCUCCAUUGUGAGAGCCUAACAGAGUUAGGAAGUGUUCAAUUUAAAAUAGAGUCUAAGGGCUCCUGUUUCUUAGCUGAGGUCUUAGGGGUUGAGGGAAGCGAUGGUUCUUUUGCAGAAACCUCUUUAUUUUGAAAAGAAUUAUUCAUGCCAUUACGCAAUCCAUGCUGAAUGUUUAAUUUGUCACAGUGUCCCUUUCCCUUUUGUUUGCCAGCUCAAGUAGACUUCUACUGAGUCACUUUUCCUAUUGACGGGAUUUAGACGCAAUAAUGAUCCAUGGGCACAAUUUGAUUGGGAAUUCUCCAUGUGAGCAACGACUAUGGUGGCAAAUCCGAGGUCUUCGAGAAAGCAAAUGUUAGCCAAACUGAAAUUGCUUUCUAUCGCGAAUUCUUGUCCCAGUUCACACAGUUGCCUGGCAUCGUGGCUCCCUCCCUCCCUCUCUCCCCUGACUCUGUGUGCAGAAACCAGCAGCAGCGCUCAAUAAGAAGUGGUCCUUGUUCCCGGCUUCAAUAUGGUUUUGAAAAAUAGGACCUCUGUUAUAGCCAGAAAUUUGACAUAGCGGACAUCUGUGCGUGAGGUGUUUUGGGAAUGAUACCUGCAGUCUUUUCAAUGAUGAGGACUAAAGCUAAUUUGAGGAAGACCUUAUUGCCAUGUUGUAAGCUUCAGACAUGUGUAUAGAAUGUAUCUCUACCUAAGAAACACCUGUAUGUAUGUAUGUAUGUAUGUAAUUUUUGUGGGAAGCAGAGAGGAGGCAGUCCCAGCGGCAGGGCAAGGGAGUCUGGUGGGGGCGGACCGCCCUGGGUGUCACCACUGAGGGUGGUGAUAAAAUGCCGGCUGGCACUCACUGCGGUGCCUGCAGCGUACCCAAGCCACGCGUCUCUCCUGGAAGAGACGAAGUGGCUUUGGUGCACGCAGGCUCCGUGCUGCCCAAAUGGUCCACUUGCUGCCUCCCCCUUGGCUGUAGGGCGGCUGGGUGGGAGGAGGCAGGCAGACUCCUGGGAGGCCCCACAGAGCAUCCUGCCCUGGCUGGCCCCGCCCCCGCAGGUGGCUGGCCCCACCCCUGGGUGCCUCCCCAGGUACCCAAUCAGCUUGCUCCGCCCCUGGGCAGUCCUUCAAGCCAGGUUAUGACCCAGUUGUAAGUUGGUCCUCACCUGUUCAAGACCAACGAUCUAAACCUGUGCUCUUAAAAUACUUCUGAAUUAUGAGCUUGCAUAGCAGUAGACAAGGCUGCCCUUGGGUUUCCUUGCUAUUUCUUCCACAAAAAAGACACACAUAGCCCAUGAACCUUGUAAAGUUUAGAUAUUCAGCAAUCCAAAGAUCAGGUUUCUUUUAUGUCUGAAAGUAUACAAAUAAACCAAGUUAAAAAACAGAAGCUGUCCAGUCUAGGUUUAUGCUUCCUGAAAAUCGGUAAGACCAACUUGGUCAACAUGUCGGCUGAAAUAUGUAUAUAUGGGGUUAAAACUGAGGUGCCCUUCUCAAUUCUCCCACAUUUGCACUCCCACGUUUGCACUUAAAUAUGAUGCUACCUAAUCUACAUGGACACAGCAUUAUCUGGUGACUUCACCCGUUUCCAGUGUAGCUUCUGCAGGUUGGCUACUGCUAAAAAAAUUAAGGACGUAAGAAGAGCCUGCUGGAUCGGGACAAGGACCCAUCUGGCUCAGCAUUCUGUUCUCACAGUGGCCAACCAGAUGCCUGCCAGACACCCAUAAGCAGGACCUGCACACAAGAAUGCUCUCCCCACACACAGAGAGACAACUGUGGUUACCAGCAACUGGUAUUCAGAACCAUUACUGCCUCCAGCUGUGGAGGCAGGGCAGAGCCACCGUUGCUCUUCUUUUAAAGCCACCCAAGAAGGUGGCCAUCACUGCCUCCUGUGGGAGUGAGUUCCACAGUCUAACUAUGUGCUGCGUGAAGGAGUACUUUAUCUCCCAAGAUUCAGCUUUAUUGGGUGACCACAAAUUCUAGUGUUAUGAAAGGAAAAAAAAGCUUCCCUCCAUUCAUUUUCUCCAUGCCAAGCAUAAUUUUAUGAACUGCAACCAUGUCACCUCCUACUCACCUUUUCUCUAAACUAAAAAGCCCCAAAUGCUGCAACUUUUAUUCACUCGCAUUGAUCAUUUUGGUUGCCCUUUUCUGGUCCUUUUUCAACUCUACAGUACUCUUUUUUGAGGUGAGGAAACCAGAAAGGUAGCUAGCUGAUCUGCAGUUUCCUGCAUUCCUUCAACCAAUCCCUUUUCUUCUUGUUGUUGUUAUUUUCUAGCCCUCUGGUAUGGAGGCUGAUUUUAGGAACAAGUAAUAUGACUUUUAGGGACACGGGUGGCGCUGUGGGUUAAACCACAGAGCCUAGGGCUUGCCGAUCAGAAGGUCAGCGGUUCGAAUCCCCGUGACGGCGUGAGCUCCCGUUGCUUGGUCCCUGCUCCUGCCAACCUAGCAGUUCGAAAGCACGUCAAAGUGCAAGUAGAUAAAUAGGUACCGCUCUGGCAGGAAGGUAAACGGCGUUUCCGUGUGCUGCUCUGGUUCGCCAGAAGUGGCUUAGUCAUGCUGGCCACAUGACCCGGAAGCUGUACGCCGGCUCCCUCAGCCAGUAAAGAGAGAUGAGCGCUGCAACCUCAGAGUCGGUCAUGACUGGACCUAAUGGUCAGGGGUCCCUUUACCUUUUAAUAUGACUUUUGUUAUAUCAGCAAUUUCACAUUUAAGUUCUUCAAGCAUUCUUAAGCAGAUGCCGUUUGAACACUACAAUUUGUCAACUUCAGUGUGUAGAUAAGACCUAGAACUUAAUCUUUCCAAUGCCUGUUCUGCUGGGUGCUCUGAACCCCAAACCCAAAAUGCCAAGAAUAUAGGUACAGUGGUACCUCAGGUUACAGACACUUCAGGUUACAGACUCCGCUAACCCAGAAAUAGUACCUCGGGUUAAGAAUUUUGCUUCAGGAAGAGAACAGAAAUUGUGCUCCGGCGGCGUGGCAGCAGCAGGAGGCCCCAUUAGCUAAAGUGGUACCUCAGGUUAAGAACAGUUUCAGGUUAAGAACGGACCUCUGGAACAAAUUAAGUUCUUAACCCGAGGUACCACUGUACUGCUUCUGGUUGAUCCUUGGGGAGCAUUCCCACUUUCAGAAACCUCCUCUGAAAUAAUUUGAUAAGCUAACAGGUAGUCGAAUUUCGCCCCUGCCAGUAGCUUGAGGUUUGACAGCAGUACCCACCGGGCUUAGCACUUUGGGAAAAGAGGUCCCUAAUCUCAAGUACAAGAAAAAAGUAUUUAUAUAAAUGCUAUAGUCAGGAAAUAGAAAAGUCAGCAGAGCAAGGUAUUUAGCCUACAUGCUAUCAGUUCUUUUACUUUAAAAAAGCCUCACAUUCUUGGACAAACUGCAGAGGAAGCAAAUUUCUGAGAACUAUUUGAAAUUGGCUUGCAAGAGAAAAGUAUCCACUAUGAAGUGUAGAGAGUGUACUUAGUUUUGAAUAGUGUCUUUAAACUCUGCUACUCAGUAAUUUUAAUAGUCCAAUUUUACGUAGAACUGCAGUCGCCUAGGCUGAUCGGUUUCCAGUGGGCUUUGAUGUGACUAAUUUAUCAGACGAUUGGGCAGCACGACAUCUACAAAGGACACCCCUUAUUUCUCCCCAAUGUGAUAUGUCCUGUUGAAUUUUAAACCCCUUCUGUUGUCAACCCCUCUUCAGCACAAGCUAUAACCAGCACUGGAACCCCAGCUGCUGAGCAUCACUCAGACUGUGUUGCAACCUCCCUGCCCCCUGCGCAAGGGCUGCUGACGUGCCUCUCCUUGCGUCUUUUGUGUGCUGUCCUCAUCCUGACGCAGCUCUUUCCUUUCUUCUCCUCUUUUAUAAGGGUUCAGGCUGGAGGCGUGACAGACUUUAGGCCUGUCAACCUUGACGGUGUCUGUUGGAAACUGCCCCAGCAGUAGAGUGGAAAACUUCACGGAGUGUUAGAUAUGCCGCCUGGCUUGACGGCCUCCCGGGUAAAUGUGUCUGGACAGGGCGAUAUUUGCCCUUUUCACAAGCGCCUGAUUGGAGGGAGCAGCUCCUUGCAUGCAGAGACUGUCCCCAGGAUCACGUCAUUCUGCCCGUGGCGUCAAGCUGGGCCUCGUCAGCACUCCACUUUCAAUUAGCUUUUUGUUUCGUUAAUGAAAUCACACGCACAUUUAUUCAUGAGGUACGGGAUUAUUUUGCUUUGCAUUCCCUCCCUCCUGGAGCUGCCAAGCCGGUGGGGAUUCCCUAUGUGGGCGCACUGACAAAAUUGUGGAAAAUGUGGAGAUGCUUUUGCUUGGGAGGACGUAUCCUUGGGUGGGGGUGGGGGGAGCUGCAUUGUGUAGGAAGGUAGCAAAAAGCCCAGCCGUCCCACUUUCUUUCCUCCUGUUUGGAUGCAGCACAUGCCUUGCAUUCAGGAAGGUCCUGCGUUCAAAUCCUCAGGUAAAAGGAUCACGUAGCAGAUGAUGCCCAAGACCCUCAAGAGCCAGUGCCUAUCAAGUUAAGAACAUACCAGGCUAGAUGGCAAAACAAGCCGACUUCUUGUGUAUAUUUUGUUCCUUGAGGGUGGGUGUCAGGGAACUGACAUCGGAGCUCGAGGUGGAGGGAAGGCUCUCAAAUGAUGCUGGAGAAGGGCCCAGCAGGGAGAGAGGCAGCUCCGCAGAGGGGGAAGCUAAUCAGCGCAACACCAGGGAAAGAGAGGGGCUGAUGGGGGAAUCGGCGAGAGGGCUCCAAGACUCUUCACCGGACACCAGCGGGGAGAGCACGGGUCCUCCGCUACCCACGCCCACCCUGCGCAGAAGACUUCCGCGCAGAGAGAGUAGGAGGAGACUGGGUGUCAAGCAACUUUUAUGUUGGAAAAGAUUUAAGAAACGCCCACUGACGGAUUCUGCUAGCGACUGAGGCAGCCACGAAUUGAAGGGCUGUCCAGACAGAAAGGUUUAACAAGGCAACAUAGCAGGGAGAGAGGCGGCAACUUACGCACGAGCAACCCCAUACCAUUAUAGUGGGAUAAGACUUGAAGGAUCCAGACUGCCCAGUCUCUGCUGUCAGAGCAGAAGGAAAGGGGAGACUCCUGUUGCACUCACAUCUUACUCCCCUGGGCAUCUGGUUGUCCGCUAUGAGAGCAGUAUCCUGAACUAGAUAGACCCAUCGGGCUCUAAUUACCGGUACGUUCUUAAGUGAUUGAGAGUGGAUAGGCGGGCAAGACUGUUCUUCCAAAAAACAAAACAAAAAACAAAAAAAGCCCGCUGUGAAACAUAUUUGCCUGUCUCCAUAGUUCCAUGUUUAUUUUCCUUUUCUGAAAAGUUAAGGAAUGAUCUUCAGGUCAACGCUUGCUUCCUCUUACAGACUUUUAUGACCCUCUAAUGAAUGAACCAUGCUACCCCUUUUUAUAGCCAAAGGUAGCAGGUGGGAGUAGGCUGCCGGAAGGGCCUCUGCUGUGGUUUAUUCCCCAGCCAGCUUUUAACUACUAAUAUGCUGCUUUAGGGUACCCUAAGCCUCCGACUGUGCAGCUGGCUAUUGUCCUUUUGUUCCCCAUGAAUGGAAAUGUUUCUCCAUCACUGGUGUUUUCUGCGGAAGGAGAAUGUCCAGCAUCAUCUUGGCUGCCCCUGUGUCCAUUGCAAAAAUACAGCAAGACCCCAAUCCCUCUUCCACAGUCUUCUUGCUAUACUCUUAAGAGUGGUGGGGUCUUUUCUCAACACCUCACUUUUUCAGAGAAGGCAAGAGUGCUGCAAACCAAGUGACCAAUGGUCAGCUGCAGUCCAACUUCUGGAUGACCACACAUUCCCCACCCAUCUAUGUUAUGCCUGCUAAGAGCCCCCCGCCACAAAAAUAAGUGGGUAAUGUAAGAAAGAUGAAUAUAUAUAUAUAUAUUUCAUUUUUUUAAAGCCUUUGUUUUCAGAUUUUAAAAAAUGGGGACACUGUGAGUUCUGAAUCUACUCUUUUUUUAAAAAAAUUAUAUUUUAUUAGUUUACAAAUACAAAAAAGAAAACAAAGUUAUACAUUCAAACUUCUUAAUUACCUCUUAAUUCCAUUCUUUUGACUUCCCUCAAUUUGUCUGAACUUCCUUCAUUUUAUAACUUUUAACACAAUCCUACUUAUUGUUAUUUAUUCUGGUAACUUUAAUUCAUUAUUUAUACUUAUUAUUAGAUUUUCACAUCACAGGGCUUCCUUAAAGCUUACAAACGUAAUCUGGUUAUCACUUAGUUUUUGCAAAUAUUGAAUAAACUUCUCCCAAUCUUCUGUAAAUCUUUGAUCUCGUCGAUUCCGAAUCCUUCCUGUCAUUCUGUCCAAUUCCACAUAGUCCAUCAUUUUGGCUCUCCAAUCUUCUAUCGUAGGCAGCUCCUCUUGUUUCCAUUUCUGGGCCAUCAAUAUUCUUGCUGCAGUCACUGCAUAUAAAAAUAACUUCUUCUCUUUCUUGUUUAUCUCAUUCCCUGUAAUACCAAGUAAAAACGCUUCUGGUUUCUUAGUAAGAGUUCUGAAUCUACUCUGAAGCAGUAAUUUUUCAUUUCAAUAUAGCCAAAAACUCAUUUUAGCAACUGAAAAUAUAUUACUGGGUAGCAGAGUUUAAAGACAUAGGUGAUGUUCGUUUUCCUUUGCCUUAUUAUGUACGGUAUAUUGAAUGCCAUUAUGGUUUUUAGAAGCUGAUUUAUCUUAAUAUUUGGCAACUGAAAGUGGCAGUUUGGCUGCAUUAGACUGGUUGUAUUCACCUCUAUCUGAUGUAUUCAGAAAUUUUAUUUCAUUGCAAAUAUAUAUCCACAAAUAUUUUUAGUAAAGCAGGGAUUUUUAUCCUGACUUUUCACGCUGUCCCCUUUUAGUCUUAAGUGGUCAGAAGUUAUUCUACUUUGUUUGAUUCUGGCCACAACAGAGCGGACAGAUGGACAAAUAGAAUGUCUGAUAUCUGGUAUUUUGGGAAGUUAGCAUAUAUGCUUUUCACAGUUCUAGUAAAAUGUGCUGGUAAACAGAGUGCUGAGAUUCUCAUAAGACUUCUGUAACUGUAGGCACAUCAGUUUUGAAAAUUAUUAUUGUACACCAGAGUACAACUCAGUGAUAGGGGGUCAAGAUGUGUGUCUGAGCGAGUGAGAGAGAAAUGUGUUGACAUAAGAGAGCACAACUUUCACCAUGCGCCACUGAGGUCAGAUAAUUUUUCUUCUGGAGUUCUCUGUGAUUGAAGAACCAAGAAAUGAAGAACCAAGAACAACAAAUGUAAGUAUUCAGACGGGAUUAAGAUAUAAACUUUUUAAGGAAAGCAACAUAAACUCUGAAAUGGAUAUUGCAUUCUGAUCCUAGGUACAUUUUACCAAGGAAUAAUUGUGUGGUUUUCAUGAGAAUUUGGGGGGUGGGGAGAGGAGUGCAAUCUCAUGUUUGGUUUCACAACUUGCAAACCCAUAAUACUUAUUAUGGCCUUUCAGGAGCUUACCUUGUCAGUACUCAGUUUUGGACUAUGUCAUUCUUGUUUUCCCUCCUUUACAAAAGUAACUUUUGGCAUAUAAAAUGGAGUUUCAAAGUCCAGUAUUCGUCCACUGAUUAAAAAAAAAUGUCAUUUAGCAAUUGGGAGUUCAGUCCAAAGGCCAGUCUAGUACAUUUAACUGCAGCAACAUCCACACACUGCAACUGGUUACUGUAAUUAAUAUAAAAAGAAGCUAUUGUUAGCAUGAAUGUUCAGGUUAGUGAAUUAUGGUAACUGGAUGGAGCAUGGAUGCUCCUUUUUGUUCUGCUUUAAAAUCCACCUUAAAAUAUUUCAGUGCAUAUAAUAAUAAAUAAUAAAUAUAAAUAAUAAUAAUAAUUUAUUUGUACCCCGCCCAUCUGGCUGGGUCUCCCCAGCCACUCUGGGUGGCUUCCAACAAAUAUUAAAAAUACAUUAAAAUAUCACACAUUAAAAACUUCCCUAAACAGGGCUGCCGUCAUAUGGUGACAUAAUGCAAUAUUUUAUGCUAAUAUUUUGAAUACUUAACUUUUAACUCCCAGCAGCCCCUGCCAGCAUGGCUAGCAAUCUAGGGCAAUGUUGCAAAGGCAAACCAUACAGAGUCUUUGGUUUGCCUGCACCUCCCUCACUUUUCCUGUAGUGCACUGGCCCUCUUGAACUUAGACGCUUGACCCAGCAUUGCAAUUUCCCGAACCUCGAGGAGAUAUUGCAUGAUCACCUGGUCUGUGGCUUACAUGAUGAGGCUCUGUGGAAGUGCCUGUUUGAAAGAAGGCAGCUCACAUUCAAAAAUGCCCUGGAGCACUGGCACCAAGUUCUGCACAACAUUGGGGGGGAGGUUCAUCAAGUGCAUGCAAUGUUACACAUGCAACACACACGUAUUAUGUCAUUCCCAUUGGGAGAGGCCGCUAGGCCCGAUGAGGGCUGCUGCCACUGCACAUUUUUCACACAGCCCCACAGGCACUGGCGGAGGAAGAGGAGUGUAGGGGGAGCGCACCGCCCCCAGGACACGUGCCAGCCCCGUCCCCGCUUGCUCUCUGCCCCCCCCCCAAUGCCAGAGCAUGAAGCUCCGCCACUGCCCACAGGAGCAAUGGUCUUGAGAACUGUUUUAAGGAAGAUGAUUAGGGCAGAGGUUUUCAACCUUUUUGAGCCCACGGCUCCCUUGACAGACCCUCCAAGUGCCCCUAUUUUCCAAGGACAGUCCCAGAUUUACAGAAGCUGUCCUAGUUUGAUUUGAUCCCUGAAUGUCCCGCUUUUCCUUAGGAUGUCCCUGUUUUCAUCGGUUAAAUGUUGGAGGGUAUGGAGUUAUGCAACCCUGGAACCAAGGAGAUAAGUCACUAUGCAACCUUUAGAAGACAUCUGAUGGCAGGCCUGUAUAGGGAAGGUUUUUUUAAAAAAUGUUUAAUCUUUUAUUAUGUUUUUAUAUAUGUUGAAAAGUGCCCAGAGUGGCUGGGGCAACCCAAGCAGAUGGGCAGGGUAUAAAUAAUGAAAUUAUUAUUAUCAUUAUCAUGAUCAUUAUCAUUAUUAUCAUUGACUAGGAUGUCCCUAUUUUCAUCAGAGAAACCAACUACAUGCUUUCUGUGGCACCCUUGUGGGGCUCAGGAGCCCACAUGUCAGCCCUUGCCUGCAGAAGUGCAGCUUCUCACCCAUUUUUGAACACCCUCCCUCUGGGAAUGUUCCCUCAGCCUCCUCUCCUCUCCCCUCUCCUUGGGAGUCCUCUUCCCUGGUCUCUGAGUUGCCCCCCCCCCCCCGCCCCUGAGGCACCAUUCACCUGCAGAGCUUAUAGCCAGGGCUGCUGCAAUAGACAGCUGAGCAAGCCUUUGGGAAGCAGAGAUGCGAGAGUGCAUCAGUGAAGGGAAGGAAGGGAAAAGGGACAGAGGCCAGUGUUGCCCACGGCACUCUUGACCAUCAUUUAAGGCACCCCAGGGGUUCACAGCACACUGGUUGAAAACCACUGGAUUAGAGCAACAGAGCCAGGAUAGAUCCUUAUGGGGAAGAACUUUUUCAGCAAGGUGCCGUUCCACUGUCCCUCAGACCUUGUGGGGGGCUGGACUAUAUUUGGGGGGGGGUGAACAAAUUCCUAUGCCCCACAAAUAACCCAGAGAUGCAUUUUAAAUAAAAGCACCCAUUCUACUCAUGUAAAAACACGCUGAUUCCUGGACCAUCUGUGGGCCGGAUUUAGAAGAUGAUUGGGCCGAGGCUGGUCCCGGGCCUUAGUUUGCCUACCCAUGUAUUAGAAAAUACUUUAUGGGUGUGUAGCUAGAAUUGCUUUGCAAGUUUUUGAACAGAGCAACCUAGUUGGUGACAAAUAAAACCUUGAGUGGCCUGUGGCUCUCAGAGCAAUCAAAAGUGGUUUGGGAAUGCUGGUUUCCAAUUGUAAUGAGGGCAGGUUGCACAGGCUUAUUUAUCACACCACCUUUUUGUCUCUGGCUGGGUUAACGUCCAGGCCACUAGACCAGGCAAGCAGCAGGCCGCCUCGGGUCCCCUCUCUGUGGUCUGGCUCCCUUUCUACGCCAGCCACCUCCUCCAGGGACCUUCACAUGUUGGAUAAAGGGCAGGACCCUUGGAAGCAUAAUUUGAGGGUGUUUUUGUUUUGUUGUUUCUAAUGGAGGGGAGCCUUGGCCCGGAGCCCAGGAAUUGGGUGUGCAGCAGUUCUCAGCAGCGUGACAGCAAUGUGUUUGAAAUUUGAAUAGCGGUAAUGAGGUGCAGCACUCAACCUAAUUGAAUCUUGUAUUGCAAUUUAGGUUAUUGACACAUAGCCUCAGCAAAUGAGGUAAUUGUUGGUGCUGUGGCCAUAUCCUAUAUUCCUUCUAUUUUGAAGAUCGAUGUUUAUUAACUUGUGCCGUUCAUUUUUUAACAUUAUUUUAUAUGUGUGAUCCCCUUGGAGAAGACUGAGCACUUCAUAUGUAAUAUAGCUGAUUCCUAAUGUUGCCUGAAAGCUUGAGGUGUCUCUCUCCAGUUUAGCUUCCUGCUUGACUACCCCUCGCAUACGGACUCCCUGGCUUUAUGUGAAGCCUUCAUUGCAGUGAUGGAGAACCUGUGGCCAUCCGGAUGUUGCUGGACUUUAAUAGCCUUUACUCAUUGGCCAUGCUGGCUGGUGUGACAUCUGGGGGGCCGAGGGUCCUCCAUGCCUGUUUUACUGUGGCUCUUCUCUCUCCUGCAGGUUGCUAGGGAUUUUGCUGUGGCUACAAGAGAGGACGCACUGGAGCAAUUCUGUAAAUACAUUUGAAAGUUGAAGCCAGAAUUGAUUCCACAGUCUAAGGCUAUUGAUGGGAGAAGCAGUUUCAUGGAUGUGUAUAAAAGGGAAGAACAAGGCAGCAUUAAAACAAGUGAAACAGCAUUAUACCUUAUGGUUCAUUUGACCCACUAUUGCCCUCUCCAGCUAGACAGGGGUUCUUCAGGAUUUUGGGCAAGGGACUUUCCUAGCCAUGCUAGUUUAAUUCCGUUUUUUAAAACCCCAAAAUUUGGAUUUUCUUUUGUGCUGUGACUUUCGCAAAAUCUGAAGCUUUGGGUGAGGUGAGCCGGGUGACUUUCGUUCACAGCAUUUGGUUGGAAGACUUUUGUCCUGGGCUCUUCCCCUCUAGGGAGUUAAGAGUCAGUGUUUUGAAAUGUCCCCAGCUUGGAGCAUACACUGCCAGGUUAUUUAGGAUCUGUUUCAGAGCUCAGAUGGGGUAAGCGACUUGCUUUUAAUGCCGGCUCAAGGCAUGCAAACCAUCACAGCUUGUGCUUUUCAUGCCCGCCUUAGGUGGAGUAUUCCACUAGAAAAGGGAAAAUAAACCUGUCCGGGAGAUGGAAAUAAAGUAGCUAUAAACUGAGUACAAUUGAGCCAGACGUAUCUGCUUUUGAAACACUAGCAGAUGUAGUAGUAGCUGUAACAGCUGUAACACAAUACAGCCUUUUUAUUAACUGAGGGUGGUGGAUGGUUCUGAGUGUUUUAGAGCAUGGAUUUAUUUUUAGGAGCUAUGAAAUUUUAUAUAGUAGCUGCAGGUGCUCGUACUUCAGCUUUUGCUUCCAGUGCCUAGAGCAUAGCAGGCAGCUUUAUUCAGCGAUUUUGCUGUUAACCGGCUUGCUCUCACUCAGCUGAUGUGCUUUAUCUUUAGGCAAAGAGGUAAGGGAGAGGUUGUCUUGUGAGGGUCUCAAGGGGAAUUAAAGAGCCUGUAAGUUCUGUUGAGAAGUUUCAUAGGAAUGCACCAUUUCCAAUCCCAAAGAGUUUGUAAAGGCUUUCUAUAUAUUUCAGGUUGAGGUUCAGAUGAUGUGAAAUUAGGCAUAGUUCCUCCUAUUUCCCAACAGUUUUUAAAUGUGUGUUUCACUCUCUGGCUCUUUCCAAAACAUUGCAAGGGAGACCAAUAUAUUGUUUGGUUUAGCUAAAGGUGUGGAAAGCAAAGGAAGCUGGUGGUGUUGGCUGUGAUGUGCCAGUCCUUUUUUAGUGUAUAUGCCUACUCUCUCUUAGAAUCAUAGAAUUGUAGAGUUGGAAGGGACCACAAAUGUCAUCUAGUCCAACCCCUGCAAUGCAGGAAUCUGGGCCUCAAACCCACGACCCUGAGAUUAAGAGGCUCAUGCUCUACCAACUGAGCUAUGUCCUACCUCUUCUUCUUCAUUGUCCUUUGUUGCUGUGGACUACAGCUCCUAUCACUCCUGACCAUUCGCUAAGCUGACUGGGGAUGAUGGGAUUUGUAGUCCAGGGAUGUCUUAAACCCUAAGGCUCCAGAACACUGAUCCAACAGAUUUUAGAUGUUGCAGUCCUACUUCUUUCUACAAACACCUCACUAUUCAGCAAGAAUUUACUGGAGUUAAUUAGUUGGUAUAAGUGGAAAUGCAAACCUAAGUUACAUUCACUGUCCUUCGGGGCAUCUGUGUGUGAUACUCUUUUGUUAGACUAAGAACUAGCAACCCAGGGCUAAACCUAGACAUGCCCAAUACCUUAUAAACAACCUUGUGUUUCAUUCUGACCCAUAACUCAAUGUCAUGUGUUGCAUAUUUCUAAUAUUGUUACUCACCAUCUCAAUCUCUGAGCAGUGCGAGAUUCUAGGCGUCCACUGGAGACUGUGGUGUCUUUAUGAUAUGGGGAUUAUUUAUACAUAUAUACAACCUGUACCUAUGACAGAGGAGCUCACAGCAUUGUGCUUCAAGAGGUUAUUGCUUCUCCCAUGGCCACAGUCUUGGAUUCUGAUGGAAAUUAGCCAUUGCCCUCUGCUCCUGUUAGCUGCCUUUAACUGACUGCAGCUAUUUUGCCUUCAGCCCACACCAUCCCCAGCAGCAAUCCUAAAAACCACUGCUUUAGAACUCUACUUCAAAGGCUUUUGUCUUUCUAACUAAUUCUGAAUUGGGGAGGGGGGCUCCCACUUGCUCUCUGGCACAGAGCCACUCUCUUUGUCCUCCUAAAGACUUAUCUUUAGUGGAUCAUCACCAGGCUGUCUCCUGGCUUGUAUUUCCACAUGCUAAAUCCAGUGUCUGGCACCCAAGAAUUAGAAGGGGAGUCUAGGCACCCCACAAACUGAUAGCAAUAUUAUGCAGUAAGAGAGACAGGGUUGCUGUUUUGAAGUGACAGCCUCAUAUUUACCUGAAUACUUAGUUCCAGCUGGAGGGCAUUGACCACAAGAGGGCUUUGCUUUCUCUUAGUACUCCAGCUGGAUAUGUAAGAAGCCAGGACAAAAGAAGAGGUUUGCAUGCCCACACUGUGGACUUUACAACCUAUUAUAGCUUGCCAUGUUGUGGAACAUGGGGAAUCUAACCAGAGACCCAAAUAACCCUGUGUCAUAAAGGGAAAAAAUGAGAGUAGGCCCACUUGGGAAUUAAGUCUGUGGUCUGAAGGACCCAGGGAAAGAAUGGGGUCUUGAGAAAGACAUGAUGUCCAUUUAUUUUUAGAAGGCCAAAUGAAACAGCAGCGCACAAGCAACACACAAAAUAGCAAGCUUGGGGAAACCCAAUUGCGUGUUUCCUUCUGCUAGCAGCUGCCUGUGCCCUUUAGAGAAGUCCCACUCCCUCAGACUUGGAAAUUAGCAGGUGCAAGGUGGUGGUGGUGGUGGUUAAUUUUAAAAUAAUUUUUAAAAAAAAUUUAAACUGUUUUUUAAAAUUAUGGCUUAUGAAAAAAUUAGGGAUGGUCCUUCUGCCUUCUGGGCAUAAGCACUGGGAUGUCUUGUCUUCUUUAUCCAAGACUGAAUUCUUUGUCCUGUGCACAUACUGGAGGAACCCACAAACAAUUCUGUUUUUUUAGAAAAUAUGAGAAAACUAUUGGGGUGACUUUGUUCUUUGUGAGUAAAUCAUGAAAAGGAAAUGUUAAUGGUUACAGAGCAUUCUUUCCACUCUGUAUCACAUUACUGGUUCCAUUGAUGUUUUGAGUAUGGAAAAUGAAGGAAUGGAAGAAAGGAAAGCUGUGUUAUUAAUAACUUCUUGUUUUGUUUUUAAUGGGCCAAGUGCUUCACAGUCUUGGUCCUGUGCGAAAGGUCCUUAUUAUUCCUGUUUUAUGAAGAUUGAAAGAUUGUGACUUUAAGGCCAGAGUGUGAUGGAAGAAGGAUUUGGACAAAUGUCAUUGGGCUGUACUGGCUUUUAUGAGUAUGAAUUGCAAGGCAUUUUAGUUUUUUGUAGCUGAUGCUUCUCAAAUAGGUAUUUUACUAAUCAAGCAAUUUUCACCCAACUAAAAUUCAAGGCUGCUUUCCUAGGUGUGGAAAUCAAUUGCAGAAAUGAUUUUUCAGAGAGUAGAUGCUGGGGAAUGUUGAGAUAGGAAGCCAAUCGGCAGAGAAAAGGGAAUGGGCCAAUGUUGAAGGAAUAAAGCAGGAGAUGGCAACAAGCUUUAAAGAGUGUGCAAUAAACUUAAGCUAAGGCACUCUGUGGCAUUCAAACAGGUCCAUGCAAAUUCUUGGCAGUAGAACCCCACUGUGACUUUGAAAGCAACAGAGCAGGUGAAAAGGACACCAGGAUGAGGAUACUUCUGGGUGACCUGAUCAUUUAAUAGUCAUCCUUAUUUAUUUGCAGGGAAGUUAAAGGUAAAGGUAAAGGGACCCCUGACCAUUAGGUCCAGUCAUGGCCGACCCUGGGGUUGCGGCGCUCAUCUCGCUUUAUUGGCCGAGGGAGCCGGCGUACAGCUUCCAGGUCAUGUGGCCAGCAUGACUAAGCCGCUUCUGGUGAACCAGAGCAGCGCACGGAAACGCCAUUUACCUUCCCACCAGAGCGGUACCUAUUUAUCUACUUGCACUUUGACAUGCUUUCGAACUGCUAGGUUGGCAGGAUCAGGGACCGAGCAAUGGGAGCUCACCCCAUCGUGGGGAUUAGGACCUCCAACCUCCUGAUCGGCAAGUCCUAGGCUCUGUGGUUUAACCCACAGCGCAACCCACGUUGAGGGAAGUUAAAUGAGCACGCAUACUGAUUUGUUUGUUGGAAGGUUCGAUGGUGUUGGAAACAUCCACAGCAUACCUAUAACUCUUCUAAAGUCAUGACUUCCCUUACUGUAGCACCCAUAAUGGGGAAACUAGCUUAGAGAAUGUGCUGUAGGCUAUGUAGCACAGCAAUGUCCCUCAACAUAUUGCUGCUACUCAUCAGCAUUUGCCACUUGAGGCAGCUGCCUCACUCUGCCUAAUGUUAGGACUGCGUCUGCUGCUAGCUGAUUUUUAAAAUGAUGUUUGGCAUGAGGAUUGAUUUCAUGAUUCUUCCAUGCACCCGAAUCAUGGGUUGCCAUAUAUUCCAAGCUCUAGAUUGAGCCAAAAGGGGGCUAAUUGUGACUCCCUUCUCAAUUUUUCUGAAAUCUAUGGAGCCUCCUCUAUUGUCUCUGAACCCUCACCAGAUGCUGCCCAUAUGUUUCCAAGUCUUUUAUUACCUAAAAUGGAACAUCACAAGAACUUGCUUUCUUAAAAGAAUGACAACUGGCAUUCUGGUGAUUGCAAUUUUUGCUCUAGAGGUCAGAGUUCGUUUUGGAGAGGCCAUUUGGGCAGGUUGAGUAGUGAGACACAGCCCACUUUAUCAGAUGUGGCAAAUGGAUAUUUCCUUUUCCUUUUCUAAUAGUCUGAGAUCUGCAGCUCCUCCUUAAGCUUAAAGUAAGCGAUCUAAGUGGAGUGCCCUGCAAGUGGAUGGAACCAGAUUUGAUUUGGUCUAUAUGGGACAUAGAAGAGUUUGGAUUUGAUAUCCCGCUUUAUCACUACCCGAAGGAGUCUCAAAGUGGCUAACAUUCUCCUUUCCCUUCCUCCCCCACAACAAACACUCUGAGAGGUGAGUGGGGCUGAGAGACUUCAAAGAAGUGUGACUGGCCCAAGGUCACCCAGCAGCUGCAUGUGGAAGAGCGGGGAAUCGAACCCGGUUCCCCAGAUUACGAGACUACUGCUCUUAACCACUACACCACACUGGCUCUCACCACACUGACAUAGAAUCACUGAUUAAAAGUUCCUCAUGAGUGACCUUAAGAAAAGGCAGACAGAGAAAAUGCAAAGUGAAAUGGGGAAAGGAAAAGGGGGAGGGGAGGGUAACGCCCUGGGCAGAACCACUGUCUGGAAAAUAGACAGUGGAAAAGUGUGAUGUGGUUUCAAAGCUAACAAUAUUUAAAUACAUUCUGCUGAAGCCAGUGUGACUGAGGAGGUAAAGUGGACAAAAUCAAAGAUGGACACGCAGACAGAAAUAAAAGGGUGGGGUGAAGCACUUAUUUGAUCUUUUGGUGUAUGUGUGUCUUGAAAAAAAAAGUAUUAUAUGUGGAAUUCCCCCCCCCCCCGGCUUCAAUUUCUUGAGUGGAAAGUCAGACUUCUGGCCAUACUACACUCUGUCCUUCCCAAAACCUACCGUAUUUUUUGCACCAUAACACUCACUUUUUUCCUCCUAAAAAGUAAGGGGAAAUGUCUGUGCGUGUUAUGGAGGGAAUGCCUACGGGUGGCAUGCCUAUGGAUUUUCCUCCUCUAAAAACUACGUGCGUGUUAUGGUCGGGUGCGUGUUAUAGAGCGAAAAAUACGGUAUACUAAAAUAUUCAGUUGUGGGUUCCUGAGGUCAAAUUGUAUCACUGAAGGCAUGGGGACCUCUCUUUUUGUCACAUUUGUGGAAGCACGUAGCUGCUGAUGUGUUUAUGCCAAACGUUGGCCAUCUCCUGUCAGCAGAGGUUAGAUAGGCAACAAACAUACAUAGCCUGUAACUUGGACGUGUCUGUUGGAAGCCCUGCCCCAUUGGCUGCAAAAUUCUCUCUCUCUCUCUCUCUCUCUCUCUCUCUCUCUCUCUCUCUCUCUCUCUCUCAUAUCUCCUGAAUGAGGGAUGGAUGCUAGCUGUGUUUAGUUAGUGGCCACUUCACACAUGGUUGCUAGGAAAUCAUGAGCAGCCACAAAUUCCCUUUGUGUGUGCUUGUGUAUAUACUAUGUACAUAUCCUGGUGAGGGUGGGGUGGGGAGACUCAUGGCUUGGAUCCAAAGGAAUGUGAGCGUGUGACUCCUUACACAAAGACUUUUUCCUGCCCCAUUUUGUUCACUACUGUCCCUUGAAAAGCAGAACACUCCAGGACAAGCAGGAUGGAUGUGGUGUGGUGUGGUGUGAAAUGUAUCUAGAGGGGGUGUUUGUGGAAAUUUGGGUGGGGUGGGAGAGCAAGCGUCUUGGCCCCCACAGCAUUCUGUAAUGUGCAAAGCAGCCCUUAGUGGUGGCCCCUUAGGAGCUGAGUCCUGCUCUUUAAGACAGUUUCCAGAACUAAACUAUGGUUUAGCUGAGGUAUUCCUACUUCCUGCCUGCCAGGGUGAGAACCAAUCUCACUCAAAAGGAUGCGAUGCCCAAAUAGUCUCGAGAAGUGUGUGUUAAUUUUAUUUGUUUAUUUUGUUUAAUGAAAUUUAUGCACCACUUGAUCAAAAAUCUCAAGGCAGUUUGCAAAAAGAUAAAAUCAAGAAAAACUCAUGACCCUACCUUUAUAGCAUACAAAAAUUAAAAUGCUAAAAUGCUAAUAUUAACACUUUGAACUUGGCCCAGUGUCAAAUCUGCAGCCAGUGUAGACCUCUGAGCACAGGUGUUUUAUGCUGACAAGGCCUCGCUCCCAUCACCAAUCAUGCUGCAGUCUUCUGCACUAGCUGAAGCUCCCGGAUCAAGUGCAAGCGAAUCUCCACAUGGAGGGCAUUGCAGUAAUCCAGUCUUGAAGUAACCAUUGCAUUAACUACUGUGAGUAGGCUUUCCCAGUCCAGGAAUGCUCAUAGCUGUUGAACAAGCCACAGUUGGUAAAAGACAUUUCUUGUCACUGAGGCUACCUGAGUCUACAAUGACAGAGCUGAAUUCAGAAGCACCCCCCUCCUGCUCCUGUGGGGAAGUGCAACCCCAUCCAUGGUAGGGACUGACCAAUUUCUUGGACAUGGGAGCUACUCACCAACAGUGCCUCCAUUUUUUUCUCUUGGUUUAUGGGUGAUUUUGCUAUGACAAGAUUUGAGAACAACUGUGAGGCACAGGAAUGUUGUUUGCGUAAAGGUGACCACUAUACUGGACUAAAAGGGACCCGGGUGGCGCUGUGGGUUAAACCACAGAGCCUAGGACUUGCCGAUCAGAAGGUUGGUGGUUCAAAUCCACGUGACGGGGUGAGCUCCCGUUGCUCUCUCCCAGCUCCUGCCAACCUAGAAAGCACAUCAGAGUGCAAGUAGAUAAAUAGGUACCACUCCGACGGGAAGGUAAACAGCGUUUCUGUGCACUGCUCUGGUUCGCCAGAAGCGGCUUAGUCAUGCUGGCCACUUGACCCGGAAGCUGUACGCCAGCUCCCUCGGCCAAUAAAGCGAGAUGAGCGCUGCAACCCCAGAGUCAUCCGCGACUGGACCUAAUGGUCAAGGGUCCCUUUACCUUUAUACUGGACUAAAACAUGUUGGAGGUGUUGGGAUGCAACUGGGCUUAUACUGGAGGCUGAUAUAUCUGCAUGAGAAAGAGCAGAUAGAGAGGGGGGCCUCCAUGCUUCCUAGACUGUUCUCUAACCUUUGCUGACCUUCCUUGAGGGCUAGAACAAUACUCUUAGGGCCGCUAACCUCAUUUUGCUACUUCUUUCUUCUCCAUGCCUUGCCUUAGGGGAGAGAUGUCUGUUUUGGCCCUCUCUCCAUCUAAGAUGCAAGAGCAAGUGUAGCUUUUUGCAUUCUCCUCCUUAGUUACAUAGAACUAGGAUCUUUCCCCAAUCAAGCAUGUAUUUCCUGCCAUAAACAUAGCUUUCUCGCUUUCCUAUACUCAGAGUCCCAUUGUGGUCAUAUCCAGGGCAAAGCAGGUUGCCUCCACAGUGAUUCAGUGCCAAGUUCAACUUCUGCUGGUGCAUUUAAAUAGUCAUCGGAGCAGACAUUGCAAAAGCAGGAGAGAUCCACCCUAAUCUUUCCCUCUCCAAGCGGACUUGAGACUUUUGCUGCCCAAGGAUCCCAGCAGAAGUUCAGAAAAGGUUGGUGCGGGAAUGCUGCCGCAACGCAUCGGAGCUGGGACAUGUAUUCUGGGCUAUAAAUUGAGUGAAUGGGGAGGACAGCAUCACACCAGCUCGAGGAAGGAUGGGAAGAAUGAGUGCAUUGUUCAGGCCCCCAAUAUGUACCUUCAGCAAUGGAAAGCGAGCAAAACGGGCAAGUAGGGCAUGCUGCUAAAAGCUGGAUUUGCUCGUGCUGAAGAGGGAUUGUCAAAGCUGCCGUUUCCAUGUGCUUUUGAAGGGCUUGAAAGCACUUCCUGGGGGGAGGUGACAGCCAAAGGAGGCCACGGGAUGCCCAUUUGGAUCAUCCCUGUGCCAGCAGCCGUCCGGGACAACCAGAGGAACUUGCUAAGCAACCACCCAUUGGAACAUACUGUUCAUUCUCCUGCUUAGCAAUCCCUUUUCUACUCUCACAGUUAUGCUGAAAAGACCGGACAGCAGUGGAAGAUAAUGCAUUGGGGGAGGAGGCAGAGUGGGGUUAAUAUUGCAUCACUUAUCUGGAAGGCUCUUGACCAAUCCUGAGUUCCAGAUCUUCAGCUUUUGCAUAGUUCUUAACGCUUGGGGCUAAGCCCAAAUCCAACCAUGCAAUGAUGGCUGGAUCAUCAGGUGAUUAUCUUUUUUUAAAAAAAAUAUGUACCAGUGUCAUGCAUUAGCAGGGAAGUAUCAUCCCCUGAUGCAAGCUGUUGGAGCAGGUUGAUGCUAUAGAUUUGUGGCCUUCCAUAUCUUGUUGAACUCCACCUGCCGUCAGCCCCAUUCGACAAGAUUUACCCAAGAUGACCCAUUCGGUCAGGAUUUAUGGGAGCUGCAGAGCAGCUCUAUCUAGAGGGCCACAAGUGGUCAAACCCCAUUAUGGAUCUUGGCAGCAGGGCAUGCUGGGAGGGAGAGUUCAUUAAUUUAUUUGAGGCAUUAUUCACCUGCCCUAUUUUGUCAACAUAAGGACUUCGACUUGCGCAAUGAGAGUUUCCACCUCUGCUCCCAGGGGUGCCAGCUUCAGGGGACUGAGCAGUUUUGGACCCCAAAUACUUUUGGGGAGUGCCCCCCCCCCAGUGUCCUCUACCAUCAGGUGGCAGAGGCCAAGCGCAGAGCCAAGCACAUGGCUCCCUCAAUCUUUGGUGCAAGUUGCUGUCUCUGCUUGCUCCAUGGGUUGUGGGUAACCCCUAGAACAAAUUUAGGGGCAGGCAAUGGGAGGAGAGAGGAUGAACAAUCUGUUGGACAAUCAGAAAUCCUUGCGCUGAUGGAACAUCCACUUAGUGCUGCAUUGGAUUCUACUCUUCAGUUUUUUAAUCACUUCCCAAAUCAUAUAAUUUAUAUACAGUGGAACCAUGGUUCUCAAACUUAAUCCAUUCUGGAUGUCCGUUCGACUUCCGAAACGUUUGAAAACCAAGACGCAGCUUCCAGUUGGCUGCAGGAGCUUCCUGCACUCCAGGAGAAGCUGCAUUGGAUGUUCAGCUUCCGAAAAACGUUCGAAAACUGGAACACUUACUUCUGGGGUUUCGGGGUUUGGGAGCUGAUUUGUUCGUCAACUAAGCUGUUCGAGAACCAAGGUUCCACUGUACUGGUUGAUUGUUGUUUUAAACAAAACAAACUCAACGUGAUACAAUAAAAACACAUAUAUACAAGGGACUUCAUGAUCUUGGGCUGGAAGGAAGCUACCUUGGUAAGUACCCAGCAGACUAUUUUAGGCUAGAUGGUGGUAAUAAUUUGAAACUUUGACCCUGGUGGACAGGUGAGCCAUAUGAUACCAUUGGAUUGGACAGCCCAGGCAUUAAAGCGCAACAAAAUUGGACCCUGGUCUUCUAUGAAGACUUGAUCAAAGGAACUAUGCCAGUUGCAUGCCAGACCAAUCUCCAAAUUCCAGCAACAGAUUGCAGGGAUUUGGGGUUGGAGAACACAUACUCCAGGUCUGAUUCCUGGUAUGGCUCCAGCUCAGCCCUGGGAGAACUGUGAAAAUGCAGCUGAAUUUGUCACACUAAUUGUGAAAAACUGGGCAGCACUGCUAGCCAUACUUUCCAACUGUGCCAUAUUUAGGGGUCAUACGGGCCAGAAAGACAGUUGAGGUUCUGCAUAAGAGAUUUGGAGCAGCUGGAUCUUUGCCAAAUCACAGUCAACAGUUGUCCGGAAUUUUUGAUGUUUCCAUGCAUGCUCCUACACCAGCCAGGUGAGGUCAGGCUUUGGCAGCCAAUCUGUACUGAGCCUCAUCAUAGAAACACAUAGAAACCGCCUGUAAAAAGUCUGGUCUGGAGUUGGCGACAUCCAAACAGCUACUGGUCCAAAUUCAGCUGACUUCUGUUGAAAUCAAAACUAGAUGUCAUAGGUUGCUGGUUAAGGCAGAAUGGACUAGGCCAAAUGUUCACUGGCUCUGAUCUUUCUGGGUCAGAAAUAGCAGCUUCAGUGAAAUAGAACUAACUCAUGACAUAGCCAAUCAGAUUUGUCUGUAGGGCAAAAAAAAAAAAAUGUUCACAUUUUGACACAUUGAAGAAACAGUUGAAAUUUUUGCUUGGAAGUGUUGAUGAAGGUACCAGAACAAGAGACCUUUUUCCACGCUGCCUCACCCCCAAUCAUUAAAAUCAUGAAUAUUUUCAGCUCAGCCAUGACUUGAAUGAUGACCUGUCCUCCCCUUCCUAGCCUUUCAUUAAGGUCUUGUAGGGGAGCUUUACAUUUGUUAUACAAUCUUGUAUAUUUGAUUUCAGUUACAUGAUGAGAUAGUGAAUUUGUUUAUAAACAAUACAAAGCCUGCUUUGUUAUGUUGCUCUUUUUUUGUAUUCUUGGCGUGGUUUCUCAUCUAGUUGCUUUCUCCCUUUUUUGGUUCUCUUUACUUAUUUUCCAAAAUGGGCCUCUUUUUUAUUAUUAUUUAAUUAGAGUCCUUAGGGGUAAUUAUUUGACCCUCAAACCCCACCCCCACCCCCGUCCCCUUGAGCCACUUGGCCAUGUUCAGCUCAGAUUCUGCUUUGGAACCUCUUGAAAGCCUGAGGGUGACAGGUCAGGAAUAAACUUGGCCCACAGUAUCUGAGCAGGGGGGGGGGGAGUGGAUAAUCAAAGGAUAGGGUGUUGCUAAAAGACCAAGAUGCUUAGCUUAUCCAUUAAAAAAAAAAUUCUUUCUCCUUACAGUAUAAAUGGGACAUGAUGUUCUGAAUGCUUAGCCAAAUUGUCUCCUGCGGUUCAGACAUGUGCGACUUCUGAUUUGAAAUAAAUGCAUUAUUAAAUACUUUUGACAAUUUGUGUAACCAAGCAUUUAAAGGCUGGAACAGGGUGGGGGAAGUGUUUCCUCAAAACAGAAGCUCCGCCUUGCCUUGGCUGCUCUGCAGGAGGAGUUUUUUGGAAUCUCACACAGCUGGGAUGCCACCUCCACAUAGCUGUGACUGGAGUUCAUAUCCCAUGCUGAGAGCCAGAGUGGUGUAGUAGAUAAGAAUGGUAGACUCGUAAUCUGGUGAACCGGGUUCGCUUCCCUGCUCCUCCACAUGCAGCUGCUGGGUGACCUUGGGCCAGUCACACUUCUCUGAAGUCUCUCAGCCCCACUCACCUCACAGAGAGUUUGUUGUGGAGGAGAAAGGGAAAGGAGAUUGUUAGCCGCUUUGAGACUCCUUAAGGGGAGUGAAAGGCGGGAUUACAAAUCCAAACUCUUCUUCUUCUUCUCACUGUGGGCCUGUGGGGAUUUCCCCCAUUUGUUCCAUUGUGGGGAUCUCUGGGCAGAGCAUUUGGGUUCUGCGGCUAACAUAACUAAUACACCAGUGCUAAUUUUUCUAGAAAAAGAGGUGCCGGAACUCACCAUGAACAGCUCCCUUGUUCUCUUAUAAUGGCAUUGGCGCCCACCUGAGAGGUGCUGGAACUGGGUUUCGGCUGGAAAGAAGCCUUGCUGAUGCCCCUUUUCUUUCUUCUCCCACCCUCCAUUUCUUUUUUUGUCUGUGUAGAUGAGGAACAUACUGAAGUAUCUAUUGCAGAGAAUGUGGUGGAUGCCGCCUCCAGUGUGGUGAGUGGCAGUGGACGGAUAAAGCCCCCUAAAAAUGGCAAGGAGUUCGCCGUCAUCCGUGAGAAGGUGAAUGAGCAGCAAAAACAGCUGGGCAAGCCUACCAAGCACCACCUCCACUCGCCAUCAGUCAGGGUGAGUGAGGUAAACAACGGGUGCGGGAGAUGGUCUUCAAGUCCCUGGAAAGGGUGCAACAUGUUGUUAUUCUUUGGGGUGGGGACUAUAUGUAGUUAGAAGAUGAUCACAUGAUGAGCUUUUUUUCUAGCUGUCAGAGGCACCCCUGCCCCUAGUCUCCAUUAGUAGCUGGAGGAGACUUGCAGAGAGUGAAGAACGUGCUGUGAGUAGAGGAGUGGGAGCUUCUCCCAUCGUUUGGACCCCCCUAGGAAACUCAACAAACCUGCUGGAACUGGGUGGGGGGAGUGCAGCUGAAUGGGACACAGCUGUUGGGCUACCUGAGAAAGUACCAGCCACUUUGAGCCUGUCCAUAAAAAGGGAGUCUAGAGUGAGAAACUAGGGUGGUGUCCGCUGUUUCCAGGAACUCUUCUCAUUGUGAGACUUUUGUGGGUGAGCUGAGAGUUUCUUUGAACCCUGAGUGGGUACCCAGAGGUUGAGAGGUUGAGCCACAGAGUUUCUGGUUGUCAAAUGAAUAACGUUCAUAGUGUGAGACUGAAUUCUACUCACCUCUCCCGUCAUAAACAGUACUGAAGGUUACAUCGGGGCCAGGCCAUGGGAAGAGAUGAGACAGCACAGUGAGGAGGAAAAUAGAGCCAAACAAACAGAACACGAGAUACCUCUUCAUGAGAUUGAUGGAUUUUGGCAGGGCCCAGGAGGAGGACUUUGCCACACAGUUGUCAUUCAGGAUUACAGCUGGCAUCAUCAAGCAGAGUGCAGGGAUAAUUCCUAUCAAUAGCUUUUCUAAUUUAGCUUUGGAUCCUCUUCCCCCACUUGUCGGGUGGAACUGAUGCCACAUAAGCUUUUGGUCUUAUAGCCACAACUCUUGGAGGCUCCCAGAGCAGCAUUGCUUUGAUGCCUCCAGAGCAGUCUUGGUGCUGUUGCUGCUGCUGCUACUGCUUUUCCCGGGGGUUUCCAUUCUCCUGCUCUGUGCUUUUAAUUGCCACACUCACGCUGGUCUAGUUGGCUUCACUGUUCCCUGACGGGCUGGGUUCCAGGCAGAGUCCGAGCGGCUGAAAGGUACUCAGGAUGCUUUCUUGGACAGAAACUGGUGGACCGGAGUGUUAAAAUUGGUUUUCAGAGUCUCUUCAAAGCAAUUGCGGGCUGCCUUUAGGGACCUGGCAUGCUGUCAGCUUGUUGGUGGCCUUUGCAAUCAUGAAAAUCAAAAGAGGAGGACAGAGUACUGGUGGCCCAAUCAGAUAAGACACAUAGCUCUGAUUAUAACUUAUGGAAUACUGUAGAGACGAUAAACUAAAUAAAACCACCCACCCAGAACAGGGAAAAGAACCGUGGCAAUUGAUCUGUGAAAGAUUCCUUGCCCAGCUAUUUGCCCAGAACAAGAUCUACCACUGAUAUGAAGAUGGCUGGAGUAUUAAGGAGUAAGCCCCACUGGACAUGUCUGAGUAAGCAUGCUUAGGAUUGUUCUGAAAGUUUGCAUUCUUUAUAUAGGCUGUAAAAUUUUAAACCUUGAACAGCAAUGGAUCCCAACCAUCAUACUAUGUGUUUCCUGGUCUGGGGUCUAUUGGCGGGAUUAUGGAGUGUCUCAGUAGGAUGAUUUCAUUAUGUAUGCCAGGUAGUGUUAAACAUUGCAGCUGGGGCAGCAACUUUCUGUGCAUGGUUGAUACCUUAAGAGAGCCAUGGUAGCUGAAGAGGAUCCCAUAUACAGUACAUGACCAAAUGCCACUGGGAAUUAGAAGGUAGCAUCGGAGUGGUGGGAGAGCUUAGUCUCUCACAGUACAUGCAUAUUAGCUUGCAGAGCAGUGAAUCAAGACGUAUACAAAAUGGUAAUGUUUGCCCUCCAUGAUAACUGGAGGAACUGAUUUUGUGCACACUCCCGGACUGGAUAUUACAACCUGAGGCAAUAUAAAAUGUCACAUUGCCACCAGCAGCAUAGCCAGGGAUAUGUGUAUAUAUAAACUGUGUGCUAAAAAUAUCCCAAUUUUUGGGCCACACUAUAGCCUAACAUCCAAGCCAAGAGGAGCUGAAUUCUGCUGUCUGUACAUCACUAUGCAGAGCAGGAACAUGAUAUGUGGAUUUUCUUUUUCUGCAGCAUUUCUUCAGAGGCUACCAUUAGCCAUGGGGUAAAGAGUAACACACAGUGCCAUAACUUUGCUUCCUAACUAUUGGAAACUCUUUACAGCACCCUCUGCCUCUUUUGAUUUCAUCAGUUGUUUUCCCAUUCAGUUCCUAUUUUUCCACAGCCCAAAGAGUCAGGAACAUGUUACCGUUGUUGUUAAGAAAAUAAAAGUUGAGAGAUCUCAGAGAGCUGAACUCUGUGGCAAAUAGCAAGACUGUAUAGUAUGAUCACAAGGAUAGCUCAGUUGGUUCGAGCGUGGUGCUGAUAAUACCAAGGUUGCAGGUUCGAGCCUCAUAAGGGACAGCUGCAUAUUCCUGCAUUGCAGAGGGUUGGACUAGAUGCUCCUUGGGGUCCCUUCCAACUCUUCUGAUUCUAAGAAUCCCAUAACACACCAGUGCCCUUCUUAAAACUGUACAGGAGCCUAGUUGGGGGGUGCUUUGCCAUGGGUUGUCCCUAUGUGCCCCCUAGCAUUUAAAAGGCUGCAAUCACAUAUGAUCAACCUUGGAAAGACCCAUGUGAUCAAGCGUCUCCAUGCGGGGAGGGCUGAUAAGGACUGCCUGAGCCCUUCUAUCCCAGCCCAAUCAUCCAGAGGAUCCCUGUUAGUUGUCCCCCUGUGUUACAGAGCCCUGACCAACCUCAGCUAAAGUUGGGCAUUUACUGUGAUGAGUCCCACAAGAUAAAGCAGAGAUUCCACAGGCAUCCUUGGACAUCUCUUGAAAACUUCUUAAUGCAGAUAGUCGGUUGCAGCUGUAUAAUUUUUAUCUUUGAUUAGCCAGCUGCCUUAAAGACGAUCUGUAUUUUUGUGUUUUUUUAAAUUGGUGUUUUAUAUGUUAGCAUUGCACUCUUCUCUGACAUUCUAAGGUAUAGCGGUCUAGAAAUAAAUCCAUCAUAGGAGCGUCAUAAGAGGUUCUCUGCUAUGGAGAACAACCCUCUAAUGUCUGAAGGGCACCAUAUUCCCAUCAUAGCACUGUGGUUCUUAUAAGUGUUUCCAUUCUUCCCAGUGUAUACAGGCAGUUGGUGGGUUAAUGCCAUCAGUGGCAUAUUCCCUAUAGUGGUGCUAAACUCAAAAUUUAGCCAGUUAAUAUGAAGCUGUAGGUUCUCUUUCUACCUCUCCAGUCACUCUUCAGAAUAGUGUUCAAAUCACAAGAGGGAUGAUCAGCCUGGCCCCAUUACUAUUUUAGGAGGUUUUAAGGAGACAAUGAUUUGCUCAAAAUUGGUGGAACAUGAAGAUUGGGGUUUGUGGGUUUCAUUGUUUUAUAACCCACAAUCUUUUUAUUCCCAUAGUUUGAGGAGCUACUCAUUGGUGCUUUUUAAUAAGUGUAGUGGAUGUAGAUUUCUAUCCAGUGUUUGAACUUUGUUUUGAGGCUAUAAAUCAAAGUUCCCCCUGAGAAGAGGUUGAAUUUGAUCAACUUAAGUUUGCAAUUUUACUGGCACAGGGAGAAUCUCCAUGGAAAUUGGGCAUGUAACUACCCUUCUAUGAUUCUUCUAAGAAAGAAAUGGUAGAAAACUGUCUUAAAGCACAAAUAUUUGCAAAGCGCUCUCAAUAGUUCUUCUUCCCAGCCCUGUCUAAAAAGAAGUAUAUUCAGAAGACCAAAAAAUCAUCCUUGUUACAUUAUCCCUUGUAUUGUUUUUGUUUUCAUAUCCAUUAAUCAAAGAUGAUUCAAGCCAGUUAUUUCAAAUCGUUUGACACUGAGUGACAUGAACUGCAUAUAUACCAAGUAUGUUGUGUCUUUGGGCAAAUCACCAUUGGGUCAUAACACUUUGAUCCUUUCUGGCAAAUGUUUAACAGCCUUGAGACGGUGUGACUACAGGCGAAGGGAGGUGGGCUAGAAUACUUUUUCUGAUGCUUUGGGAUGAAAGGGAGUCAGGUGUGGGUUUGGGGGUGGAACCUGCAUAGCUACCCUAAGCAAAAACUUAAAUCCCACAUGUGUCAGAAGGUGAAAGCCAUUGUUGUCUCCAUUGUGCCAGCUGGGCCCUGCCUGAUUUCCUCAUUUGUUUUUCUUCCGCUUUCUUGACCAUUUGCAGACCCCCUGCCAACAGGAAUUGGAUCAAGUCUUGGAACGCAUCUCAACCAUGCGCCUGCCAGAUGAACGCGGUCCUUUGGAGCACCUCUAUUCCCUAAAUAUUCCAAACUGCGACAAGCAAGGCCUUUACAAUCUCAAACAGGCAAGUGCAGAGGGUGAUUGGGGGCAGGGUCCUUCAGGCAACUGUCAUUUGAGGGAUCACCAGUGCUGAUCAAAGUAUGCAGGGUGGUUCAGCCGGUUCUGGUUUUUGCAGGUCAGCAUGUCUAAACAGAGAUCAGCAUGGGCAGCACAGGACUCUUGGCAUGUUUGAAUACCAUAUGAAUAUCCUUUCGGAAUUGGGCCAAAUGGCCAUCUGGUUCUGUCUAGCAAGAUGCUCUCUAGCAGCCAACACAGUGCUCUUCAGAACCUACAAUUCCCAUAAUACAUGGCCAUUGGCCAUGUUGGCUGAGGCUGAUGGGGUUAGGAGUCCCAACAACAUUUGGAGGGCACCACAUUGGCUCCUGCCGCUCUUAAAGCUCAUGGGGAAAUUGUAAUGGUGCGAGAGAAAGCCCCACUUUUCCUGUUGUUUGUUUGCCAAGUGGCAGAAAUUGCCUGCUUUCCUGCAUCCAGUCUUACAGGUCCCAAGGAUGUACUGUAUCUGGAAUACAGAAUGGUAGUAUGAAUCCUAAAUCUGGUAGAUACAUCUACCAGUCUUCCUUUCAGCUUAUGUGCCACUCAACAACAAGCAUAUUUCACUUGCAAACCUUGUUCUGAAACUCAGUGUCCACUCAUGAGCAGGAAUGAAAUAAGAGUUCAGUUGACAUCUUGGUUGAAGUUUAUCAGGGGAUGGGAGGUCAGGACGCCGAGCAGGCCUAGGAAGCUUUGUGGCAAUGAUUCUAUGUAAUCACUUGGGCAUGGGACUGUGACAACAAUGGCGACCUUCUGAAGGUAAUGGGGCUCUCCUGGUCAGCAGGCAAGAGCUGCACUUCUAGGUUAGCAGCUGACCUUGUACCACAUCCCAUAUUCAAUCCAGAACCUCAACUUUGGGUUGGAGAUAAAGCACACCAAAAAUAUGCCUGCCAGUUCUUUGACAGCAAAUGCGCCUAACGGCAUUUGAGGGAACUUCAGCUCACAAAGUUUUGAGUUUGCAGGCAAUGCUGUGUGGAUCAAACUCUAAGGGAGAAAAGGGCUUUCUGGACCUUGCAUCCUGCUGACCCAAGCAAUAAGGCAUAAGAGCAGCAGCAGCUCUCAGGGAUAUGGAGCCAGGAGUAUACUUCUGGUCAGUGAUGGAGGAAGCCACUCGGGCACCUGGGGCGGCACGCCCAGGAGCGGGGCAAGCCAUCCAUAGGGGCAGGGUGAGGGCAGGGCCUCUGGAGUCUGCCUGCCUCUUUCCACUCAGCUGCCCUAAAGCUGGGGGGGAGGCAGCAAGUGAACCAUUUGGGCAGCAUGGAGCCUGCACGUGCUCUCUCCUGCUCAAGCCCAGGAGAGAUGCGCGGCUCAGGCAUGCUGCAGGCCCCACGGUGAGUGCCACCUGGCAUUUUGUCACACCCCCCCCCAGUGGUGACACCAGGGGCGGCCUGCAUCCACCGCACCCCCCUUCCUCUGCCCAUCUGGGGUCUCUUAGCGGGAGCACUUGUUAUUCUCUAAAAGUUGACUUGGCAGAUGUAUCUCUCUGCUUUUUCCCUUUCUAAGGCUAGCAAGCAUUUUUUUUUUUUAUUAGUCCUGCUGGACAAGCUGGGUGUGGACCUAUAUGUAGGGUGUGGUUGCUUUGAUGCAACUUUCCCCAUUUGGGGGAGAUGAAAGCGGCAACCUUGAUUCCCCCAAGGUUCUAAUUACCUUGCAAGGCCCACACCCCACAGCUGUGGCUAAUCCCCCAUAAAUGAAUUAGUUCCCUAAAGGGAUUUAGCUGUGCUGAGUGAAGCUUGCUCUUCACACUGCCUUGUCUUGCACCAACAUUUUCCAUCGACUCAGGAAGCAGGCAGGUACAUACAUAGUUCGGACCUGUACAGCCCUUGCCCGUCAUGUUCAUCCCUGCCACAAAGAGAAAAAGAAAAACAGUAUUGCCUGAAGUUUGGUUGCUCACACUGGUAUUACAGAGACAUGUAUUUAUAGAUGCCUUGUUCAUUUGCUUUCUAUUAGCGCUAUGUUUACUGGUUCAAGAGCUAGGAUAGUCAAAUCCUUCUUAGCAAUGAAUCUGCUAAGGACCUUCAGGACAAGUCCCAGUCUCUGAGUCUCAGUUUCCUUAUGCAUUAAAUCGAAAUGUCAGAGGCCUGCAAGUUGUCCUAGCCAAUGAGUAUAAGAAUUGCUCAUCGUUUUUUGCAUUCUGUACGCUGAGAUCUUUCUGUGGCCUCAACCUUGUUAUGUAUGCAUUAACUCCACUGCUAAACACUUUACUGCUGAAUUUCUCUUUUGAAAUGUCAAGUACUAAUGACAUAACUCCCCACUCUUGUCACAUUUUUGCAGUUGAUGCAUGGUAGCAUGUGAAAAGAGUGAUCUUUGCUAAAAUAUACUGUUAGCAGAGUUUUUCCUUUUCAGACCACUCUUUCCCACUCCUUUCCAUGAAGCUUCCCCUCCCUCUUUCCUUUGCCACACAUGUCCUCUCCUGUUUCCCACCAGGAAACUGGUAUCACUGCUGCUUUUUAGGAAAGCCAAUUUAAACCUUACAUGUGGUCAGGGCUGUAGCUAGGGGGUGGCAAGGUGGGCACCUGGCAGGGGUGCAGAUGAUUGGGGGGGCGCAAAAUCGGCUUAGAAAUAUGUCCAUUAAUAUAAAUAUUGAUUAUUGCCUCAUAAGAAAUGGUUUUAAAUAGAGGGUGAAUUGAAUGGAGGAGGGGGUUGGAGGAGAGGCAGAAAGAAAAGCUAAUUUGUCCAUAGCUAGAGGGUACAAUCUGGACGAUUCUGCCAGGGGCGCAAGAUCACCUAGCUACGGCUCUGCUUAUGGUGAAAUCUAUGAACACUCCAGGAUCCCUGACGCUUAUGAAUCCUAGCCACAAGUUAAAUCCACUGUAGAAGUAAUGUGUGGGUGGGUGCAGAAGAAGCGUAUCUCUUGCACACCUGUUCCUAUAUACCAUUUGCACCAGAUAUGAGAAAGCCCCUACUAGAACAUUUGGAUCUUCUCAGACUUUCCCUAAAUAUGAUGUUGGUCCCUUUAAAAAACCACAAGAGGUGGCUGUAUAUUUUGAUGGGAUGUAUUGAUGGGGUGUUACAGUGAAACUUCAAUGUUCUCACUGCACGACAGUUGCAGGCAGGGAUUUCCCUUGCAUUCUUGCAGCACCUCCAGCCCACUGGUGCUGCUCUUAGAGGUGAAUGGUGUAAACUGCUUCUUCCCUUCCCUGUCUGUAAAGGAAGAAAGCAUUGUGUGACGUGGGCCGUUUCGCUUUUUGUUUAGACAGCAGGCUGCUCUGAAACACUUGGUGUAGCUUCCACUACCCGGCAGCUAUAAUGUCUGCAUAACAAAAGUCAAGAGCUUUGUUUUCCAUGUGCUCCAAUUCAUGUAGUCUGCCUAAGUCAAUGGUGUUCUCUUCUUCUCUCUCUUCCCCACCCCUUCUCCACCUUUAGUGCAAGAUGUCGGUGAAUGGCCAGCGCGGAGAAUGCUGGUGCGUUAACCCUAACACUGGGAAAAUCAUCCAGGGGUCGCCCACUGUCCGUGGAGAUCCUGAGUGCCACCUCUUCUACCCUGUGCAUGAGCAAGAGGACCGGGGAGCGCAUGCUUUGCAUGUGCAAUAGAUGGACGUGUUCUCUCUCUCUCUCACUCGCUGGCAGGCAGGCAGCUUGGCCUCUUGCCUCAGCGCUGGAUUUUACAUGGGUUUCGAUGCAUCUUAUUUUUAUCUCUCUCUCUCUUUUCUUGUAUUCCAGAAGGUCCCGACAUUUUGUGGGCUUCGUGUGCCUCCCAGUUGCUUGCCUUUAAAUCCUUGGGGAAGAAUUGCAAAGGGGCUUGGUGGCAGGGGUGGGGACGGGGACUGGUUUCUAAACCUUUAAAAAAAUCUUUUGCCUAAGAGGUUUCACAAUUAUUAGACCACUUGUAGCCUUGCAGCAAACAAGCAGGAGAAACAAGGGAGCUGACCUUCCCUCUUGGCUGUUGAAUUGCUUACCCAGGCCUCUCCAAAGAACCCGGGUGAUCAUGCUGGAUGGGAGAAUAAUUGUCCCAGCCCCCACCCGCCAUACACACACACCAAAGACCAAAGAUUGUAAAUACUGCAUGUUGCCUGCUACACACAGCCCUGACAACCUGUUCCCCUGUUAUUGUGUGGGUUGUAGCAUAUAUUGAGCAGGUAAAGAGAAUCCUUGUCCAGCACAUACUCAGUUGGAAUUGCUACACAGAAAGCAUAUAGAGUGGGAGGGAGCUACUUCCGGACACUAAUUUCUUCCACAAGGCAUUGCACUUGACAUAGAAGUUCAACCCCUUCUCUUUCCCUGCCCUGGGAGCCUUAUUCUUUAAGAAUUUUGCACUUCUGGGCAACUUUCUGUUAGGUAGGACCUUGUAUUGCAUUCAGUCUUGAUGCAUCCUAAGAAACACUAAUACACAGAAAAUGUCAAUGCUAGGCAGUCAACUCCUUCAGAUCAGAGUUAAACUCAAAAGCAGGGAAGAGAGGGGUCAGGGAUUGGGGGAAGAAGCUUAGAAUCCAGUUGUUGUUAUUUCCCCCCCUAAGAAGCAAAAACCCAUUUAAAACCCACAUUUUAAGCUGCUGCCAAUGUCCCUCCUUCCUUUUGCGUGGGACCCAGGUGAGCAAUGCAAUAUGUAAACAACACUUUAUACAGUGUGCGGUAAUCCCCCGAAAUGCAGACUGAGAAGAUGAUGGACACACAUGCAUAUAUACACAUGUACAGAAUAAUAAUUAAUAUCUGGGAGCUGGGGUGAUGUGGUGUUGAAUAUGCCGUUCCCAAGAAUAGAUUGAGCUUCUCUGAUAUUAUUUCAGACACUCUUGAUUUGGCUUUUGUGUGGAUCAUGCAAAUGCUGAAAACUGAUUUAGCAACUGCAUGAACAAUUAGAUUUUCUUUUAUUAUAUAUACCAAUUUAUAUUUACAGGACAACUGCUAGGUUCAUGUACUUAGUAUAAUCAUUGGAGGUUGGGUGCUUUUGUUUUUUGAAAUACAGUAUUUUGAGGGGGGAAACCCAAGCAAUAUAGUUUCCACCCCUUUUCUGCAAACGUCAUGAGUGUGCAGCAGGUGCUUUACUUUACCACCACGUUUUCACAAGUGGAGCAAUUUCCUUGUCCUAGCCGCCAUCUUGGAAGAGAAGUGUCUUGAACCAUUAUGCAACGGUUAGUAAUUGGAGGUGAUUUCAACUACUCUUAUUAUUCCCUCUCACCUCCAUUGUGAAAAUGAGGUGGUAAAUGAACAGUGUGAAAAUGCCACCACACACCACCCUAAAAUAAAUGACUCAUAGAGAUUGACUUUCUUAGUUGGGUUUUCCCGCCCCCGCCCCCCAAGGCAGAGAUUAGAUGGAAGAAAUGAGGUGAAAUUUAAAUGUUUAAUGCAAAACAGUGCGAGCAGUCAUUGAGUAGUUUGCUGGGUUAUGCAGGAUAGAGAAAACAAAGGUGUUGCAAAAUGCUAGGUAAGUGUUUGUGGAAUGAGGGUGCCUGCUCUGUGAGGAAGUACAGAACAAGGGCAACAAUGCAAGUGGUUAUGAUGGAAAUGGAUCUCAAGUACACUGGAGACUUUUUAGGAGUAGACAUUGUUCAAUGACCAUCCCAUUAGACCAUCUGGAUAAAAAAUAUGGCACAUUCUAGCCUGCUGUAAUGAUGGAUGGAUGAAAUGAAGAGUCUUAAUGUGGUGAUGAGAUUACCUUUUUAAAUACCAGGCAAUUUUGCCUGACAUUUCCCCAACCCAUAGGCUCAUAAAACAGAAAGUGGUAUUGUUUUUGGGAUUCCCCACACAGCAAGAAGGAAAAAAAAGAAUCUCAUUACUGCUUCCCAUUUUCAAUCUAUUUAGCACCCACGAACAUUAGUAUUAGUGCCUUGAUGGGGAACAUCAGCUGCCUCUCAAACUUACCUUUAGCUACCUUUAGGUUCUUUUUAAGUACAAACCUAGAACUGUGGUGCAUUCAGCAUCAGUGAGGACAUCAAAGCACCUCCCAAGUUCUGGGGGCAUAAAUGUAUGUUUCUGUUUUUGUUGGGUUUUCCCCCUCUGAGAGGCAUCCAGAUUCCGUACACCUAGGAAUUGUAAGGGGGCAGAUGGUGCUCUUUGUGGUUGAUACACAUUGAAGAGGAAUUUGAACAUCACAAGCAUCAGCUCACAACUGAAAUUUGUACUCCUGUUUAGAAAUCACAAUGCUUUUUUUCUAUUUUGUUUUGAUUGCUAAAUUGUGAGAAAGUUGGAAUAAAUUAAAUGGGAUGCCAAACAAAAAAUGUGUUGUCCUGCAGUUUAUUGUAUCAUGUGCGGCCCAGGGCAAGAGGAUCAGCAUUCACCAGGUAAGCCAGCUUAAUGAUACAGUGGUACCUUGGUUCUCAAACUUAAUCCAUUCCGGAAGUCCGUUCCAAAACCAAGGUGCGCUUUCCCAUAGAAAGUAAUGCAAAAUGGAUUAAUCCGUUCCAGACUUCUUAAAACAACCCCUAAAACAGCAAUUUUACAUUUAUUUUACUAUCUAAUGAGACCAUUGAUCCAUAAAAUGAAAGCAAUACCAAUGUACUGCAGUCACAGAAUCAAUCAAUCAAUCAGUAGCUGAAUUGGGUUCCACACAGUCACAAAAACGAAACAGAAAGAGCCGCAAAUACAAAAAAUGCAAAAUAAAUAGCAAAAACAGACAGACCUCAGCGUAACACUCAAAACGGAAGUGUGACACUCCAAACAGAGCAUGUUCGGCUUCCCCAAAAAUUUCACAAACCAGAACACUUCAGGGUUUGCAAUAUUUGGGUUCCAAGUUGUUUGAGUACCAAGGCGUUUGAGAACCAAGGUACCCCUGCAAAUUACAAACACUGCUCUCAUUAGGCAUCACUACAGUGGUACCUCUGGAUGCGAACGGGAUCCAUUUCGGAGCCCCGUUCGCAACCUGAAGCAAACGCAACCCGCGUCUGCGCGGGUCACAAUUUGCCCCUUCCGCGCAUGCGCAAGCGGCGAAACCCAGAAGUAACACAUUCCGUUACUUCCAGGUUGCCACGGAGUGCAAUCCGAAAAUGCUCAACCUGAAGCAACUUUAACCCGAGGUAUGACUGUACACAUCUUAAGCUGUUGAUCCUAUUUGUCUGCUCAGUAAGGGGUGUUGUUGUUCAUGACCAGCUUUUUGUGUGAUCUGUAUGAGUUAGCAUCCACACAACAGGAGUGUGUCACUUUGCUCCCAGGUGCAAACACUUUUCUAAUUGGUAGGACUGUCAGGGACAGUCUUGGUAAGGUAAAUCUACCUUGAAAAACAGUGGAUAGCUCUACAAAUUUAGCAUCAUCUGAACAGAAAAGACCAGACACAUCUUGACACAUACAUUUGAAAGUGCAUCACAAAAAUUUGGCAAGGUAAAUAAAAUGAAGGGGAUUGAUAGAACUUCAAGCUAAAAUUCCACUGCCAAAAUAGAAAUAGCCUCUUUUGUCUGGGGAAGCCAUGUACACACUAAAAAAAACCCCAGGCCAAAUAUGUCUCGAGCCUCUUUCAGCAUCUUUCCAAGAAGCUGGGGGCUAAGGACAACUAGGUAAGCACAGAAGGAGUUGCAUGCUCUUGAAUAAAGUUGUCUCAGCUCAUUUAUAAAAUGAAAAGGCAAGAUCAAAUAUAACAGAGGCCAGGAGGGAAAUGGAACUAGUGGAACUGCAGCUCCCACAUGAGGCCAUUUGUAAAACUGAAGCUUAAGUAUCACAGCAGCCCAGCAGAGAAGAGAUGUGUUUGUUAUUUCCCACAUAAAUGCAACAUUCCCCAUGCAUGCUUUUCAUUUAGUUCUUACAAACUUAUUAUUGAUAUACCAUUAUUCUGUGACGGAGCAGGACUGCAUGUUACUUGUGCCAAAAUGCCCUCACCGUAUUAUGCAAAUAUUUUCUUGUGGUUGAACAGAAUGUUGGAUUUAACCACAGUUUCUUUUCUGCAGGGUAUGGAGGGGAGUCCUGGAUGUGUUGCUCCUCCCACUUGCUCCUCUGGCAGGAUCAGUCAGAUUCUGUUUCUGUUCCAAAGUGCACUAUAGCUAACAAAACAAAAAACAAACAAAAAAAACCCUACCACCUUGCAGCACAAUAAACAGAAAAAUAACCAUGUAAUGGAAGAGAUC
This is a messenger RNA of Podarcis lilfordi (Lilford's wall lizard), 71089 nucleotides long. The record is from the annotation of a GenBank genome assembly. Lineage: Eukaryota; Metazoa; Chordata; Lepidosauria; Squamata; Lacertidae.